GCAUUUGUUUGGCAGUCUGUCUAGCUGCAGUGGUCGACAGACAGACAGGCAGUCGGAGGGGCCGUACGCGGAUUUUUUAGACGGUGGAAGUAUCUGAGCAGCCAGAGCCCAGGGGCGGCCGGUGGGAGGAGGCAGAGAGUCCGCAGCUGCUGCGCCGAACAGCCUCUUUGAUACCCGCAAGAGGAAGGAGCCGCCCGCAUCAAACCCAUGUCAACGGUAAGAGGAUUUUUAAACAUAUUUUUCACUCAAAAUCGACAGGGAGUCUUUUUAUCUCCGAGUGUAAAUGGAUUUUGGGAAACGGAGGUCUGUCAUGGCACGGCACUGCUGGAGCAUCUUUCAUUGGUUUUGUCGGCUGUGUGGUUGGUGGAGCCACGGGACUGAGCAUCAACACGUCCGGGCUGAAAACGCCUCCGUACAGAGUUACUUGGUAAAAAAUCACAGCGUUUUAGCGUUUGUAUCGUUAGUUUAUUUCAGAGUGUGCGCACAGUGGAAACAGGAAGGGGGUACGCUGUUAGAACCAAGUUGUAGCCGCAUCCGACAGCAGGGCGGCGGGCAGCUGGACCGUUCGAGCCGCAGUCAGCGUGGAGAAGCAAAGAGAAGCAAACGGCCGUUAGACGGAAGGAGACCGGAAAUACAGAUAGUGGCCUUCAAACGAAAAUCUCUAGAAAUCUUGUAGAUUAAAUUAAUGGAAAAUAAAACACCCCCAAAACCACUGGAUAGUUAAGUUUACAUGGAAGCCGUUGGUAGAAAUGUAUCUAUUUGUUUAAUUUUUUAUACAAAAAUUUCCCAUUAUACCAAACAAUUACUGGUUGAAAUAAGAUAACACAUACAGUACCUAGACAAGGAGUUAAUUUUAGCAGUUUUCCCAGAACUUGAAUACUGUUUUUAGUUGACUUUGGGUUGAAACUCUUCCGCUCACUGCAACAGGUUGAUUUUCUCAUUUGCAAAGCCCAGUUCAUUGUGAUUGCUUUAUAGUUUGUAUUGUGGUGUUAAAUUCUAUGUUUUUAUAGACUUGGUACUGUUUGACAAUGAAGAAAAGAGGGUAAACGUGUAGAUGCUUGUCAUCUUUGGGCUCCAGUAGAUUUGAGUUUUGUGUCAGGGUGGUCUUUCAGUGUAAACAUCUGUACAACAUAAAUAUUUCACCUAACAGAAUCAGUACCUUUUUAUAAUAUGCCUUAUGGCUAUAAAAUGCAAUGAAAAGUUGAUAAUAUUAGUGGAUUUUAGUUGAUCGGCUCUAUAAAUAUUUUUUUGUUUUGUUCUGAAAUGAAGUGUAGAAAACAUUUUUUAAACAACCUUUUAAAUUAAUGUACCUUUUAGGUUUUUUGACUAGCAUGUAGCUGUUUGCAGCAGCUACAACAAUGACUGUCUUGAGUUCUUCCCUUUACUUUUCCAAAGUUUAACUUUGAAAAUUUUCCCCGGAAGUAGUUUUUGAAUCUUUUGAGAUUGACGCCAAAUAUCAAGAAUGUUGGCACGGAUUCGCGUGAAGGUUCCUGAUGGUUCUCUGAAUGAUAAUCGUCUCUUGGAUGAAUUAUAGUUAAUCUGUAAACAAAGGAGCUUUUACUUUAGAGAGGGAAGCCUAAAAGAACGCCAUUUUCGCUGUAUGUGUGUGCGUGUGUGUGGCUGUUCGUGUGUGUGUGUGUGUGAGAGUGAGUGUGUGUGUUUGCGGUUUGCCAUGUGGAGGCGAACAGUUUGAAUCACCUCCUUGCUGGUCUUACUCAGAGGUCUCUGACUGAGCAGACAGAAAACAGGACUGGCCCUCUUUAUCCUGCAUGCAUUUCGAUGCAAAAGUCUCUGGCUUCAUUUAGAUCCAGUUUAUGGAUCAGACUCUGAAUGUAAUGAAAUUUUCAAACAGAAGUGAAAGAUUAUUGUGGUUUCUUAGUGGCCUUUAAGUCAAAUAGUUGAGCACGAACAAACAAGAAACAGGGAACUCCCAUGACAGGCCUGACAUCCCAAACCACUGGACCAGCCGGCUCUGUGGUCACCUACCUCCUUCCCCACCCAUUCUCUGUGCAUAUCUCAGUGACAGCCAACGCUUUAUUGUAAUGCACUUUUUAUGUCUUUAGUUACCAAAGGAUGAGAUCAUUCAGUUCAAGGAUCCUUUCUUUCAGUUUUUCAGUUUAUAUUUUACUUUAAAAUCAAUCUGGCAUAAUUACCCAUUGAGCAUUUUCUGGUCCAAAAGAGGUCUUACAGAGGUCUGAAUGUAGCCUAGAAGACUGGUGUAAAAUCAGACAACCACAGGUCUAAAACUGAAAGUUUUUUAGACGUCUAAAUUUAGACCAAGUUUAGACCAAGUCUAAAUCUGGGCUAUAUCUAUACUACACUGUAUAUUGCUCAACAGCUAUCAUAAUUAUUUUGGUUAAGUACUUGGAGAUCAGCUAUGCAACUCACAGUUGCUUUUUGAAAUAAAUAGUUAUCAAAUAAUUGGUUAAAGUGCAACGUCUAAAUUCCAUCUAAAAAUAUACAGAAUCGUAAUAGCAGCCUGUUACUCAGUGGGUAAAACCGAGAACGGCAGUGUGAUAUGCUAACAACAGCAUCCUGUGUUUUUAGAAAGCAUUUUAUUUGCAAAAGGAAUCACCUUUACCAAGCUUUAUAGAGACAGAUAAAAAGAGUUUUUAACUGUUCAUCAAACAGACUAAAAUUUAUACCGAUGGCCCUACAUACACUUCAAAAGCAGAGAGACUACCAGCAACAAAGCUGAUUGUUUCUUUACAGUUAUUAUUAAACAGCUGUGGCAGGGUAGGUGUCCGACGACAUGAUAAACUUGCUGAAAAAAAACAUUAUUAAUAAAAUUUAUCACGGCAAAGAUUCUUGAUUGGCACAAAACUUAACAACUCUUAAGUAGUUCAGGACGAAGUUAGUGAAGAGAUGAGAGGGACUGUCCACAAGGGGCACCAAAUAACCAAAUGUCCUAACAGGAGCUUUAAAGGUUAAUAAAUCUGUAGCUUUUUUGUUCUUCAAGGUGGAUCAAAUUAUGAACGUAAAUGACGACAAAUGCUAGUUUUGAUUUCUCACUGAACGAAUUGACUCAUUCAAAUGACUAGUUUAAAUAGUAAAUGUUUGCUGAAAGGAUUUAAAGCUCCUGUGAAAAGCUUUCUGUUGGUGUCAGUUUUGACUCUAAAUCUCAUCCUGCUUUCUUUUAACAGUCACAUGUUUAUCACUUGUUGAUCGACUUUACAGCAAAAUAAGCCGUGUGGAGUUAACCACUUGGUCUGACACCUACCCCCACCUGUGGUCUCAGCAGUAUAGAAUUACAUACUGUUUAAGUUUAUGUUUAUGUUUGGUUUUGGGGGUCAUAAAAAGCAUCAAUAUCAUAUCAAGUCCUCACAGGAGCUGAGCAUGUCUUAAUUAUCUGCUUCAUUGGCACUUAAACAUGUGAAUUCCUCACAAUAGCCCGACAUGGUCUGUACAUACAUUAGUUAACUGUAAUCUCAAGUUAGGAGGAUUUGUUAUGCAUUACUUUACCCUUGCACUGUGUAGGAGUAGGACUGAAACGAUUCAAAUGCAGCUCCAGUCUUUCUUUAAAUAAAGCUCCUGGUAUGUUUUUCCUGUCUGUGCAUCAUGUGGAGCAGUGAGCAGAUUCCCCCUCAAAAAGUGUUGUGGUGUGUGAUCACAAAUUUAGCUCACUGCCAUCUGAGCUAUAAGAGGCAGAGUGAGCUGAUUUCUAAAUCGGGAUCACAGAUAGAGCUCUAAUUAUCAUCAUGACAUGACCUAUAUUUGGUUCUCAGAUAGGCGUUAGGUGCAUGUGUGUUUGGUCCUGUAUGCGGUGUUCAUUUAUGAAAUUAUAGCGUCAAGGAUGCUGCCAGAGAGCGUUUGAUUCCUUCUCCAACAUGGCUGUUUUUACAGUUUCUAAGAUUGCAUGUGGGUGUAUUCUUCCUGUAAACAUUUUUUUAGAGGUUAGGAGUUGAAUUUGUUGGAUUUCAUUGCAAAAAUGUGAGGCAAGGUGAUUUGAAAAGGAACUAUUUUUGGCUUCUUGGCUCAUGACCUGCUUUGUUUACACAUGCAGCCUCUCCUACCUCAAGCGAAUCAUCCUUCAUCUCUUUCCUCUCUUUCUCUGCCAUCCAGUUUUUCUUUGACCAACCUCAGAUUAACAAAUCUGCCUCCUGUCUCUCCCCGUCUCCUGUUGCAGGUCUCCAUAAAUCUUUAAAUGCUGAGUCUGAGUGUGUCUCAGCUCUUUUUAAAUCAACCCUUCUUGUAGUGUUUUUCAUUGAGUGAAUACAGAGGCAUGAUGGGAGAGCAGCGUGGGGGCUGUUUCUUCUGCGUCCGCAGUUAGAGGCAGUUUCGAGAAGGCUAGGAGGUUGGGGGUUGAAGGGAUUGCUUAGUGCUGUUUCAACAGGAUAAACAGCCCCUGCAAGGAUGUAAAUCUCUUUUCUUUUGGCGGGACUGUCAGUCAUUGCAAGUAUGUGGAGGAGGAAAGAAAGCUAAACAGAGCAACGCCACCUUUAAUCUGCCCUUAGCUGUAGAUUUUAUCAUUCAAACCUGCUCGGCUAUGAUAGGAAAAUGCAACAGAUCAGCUUUGAAAUGACGCUCGUUGCGGUGCUGUAUUUCCUCCUCGGGGAAAAUUCCUCAUAUGUGCAGUCAUAAAUCACAAAGGGAAUGCUGCUGGUUUACAGUCUGCUUUAAAAGAAUGAAGCUCCUGUGUCGGCAUUACAUUCACCAUAAGCGUGUCCUCGGAGGUCCUCUGAGAGGAAAUGCAAUCAGUCUGAAAGCCUGUGUGACAUUUACGAUCAUAGAGCCGUGAUUUUAUGAAGAAAAAUUGUAAAAUAGAGUGCAGAAAUGAUAACGUCACCAUGUUAACAUACUUCAAAUCUCAUUUGAAAUACUUGAUUUUACAGUGACUGUGUUACCCUCUUCUCAUAGCAAUUAAGAAUGCUAUUUUUGAUUAGUGGGUGGCAAUCUGUUUAACAGUUGUCCAGAAAGCUCAUUAAAAUCAACUUUUUACCUGAAAUUAGCUGAAAGUACUCUACAAUCGUUGGGGUUCAUCCUCUUGGAACCCAUCAUAAAUGCACAGAAAGUUUUUCCAAGUCAUCCAGUUGAAGUUGACUCAACAGAUGAUGGUUUCUCAUCGUCUGGUGGCUCUUAAAGUGGACAGAGAAUCAUCUAAGUGAUCAGGGAUCAUCCUCUGGGAACCACGAGUCUACCCAAAUCAAAUCUGUGUUCAGUCUAAAAGAAAAGUACACCUCUGUUGAUGUUGUGUUUUUCUUUCUUUGGGUAUCAUUACAUCUUCAUGCCAAUCUAAACACCAAAAACCAACUUCACCAAGCAAGCAAGCAACCAACCAUGCUGAUUGCAUGGUCUUUAACCAGGAAGAGUUUUUCUAUUGUCAACUUGCAGUCAUGCCAGUCAGACCAGUAUCAGCUGGCACAGCGUUUAAUAGUUCUUAGUAGUGAGGUAUAACUGUUGCAGUGAUUGUCCCCUGACAAUAAUCAUGCCCAACAAAACAACAAAGCAAGUCAAAGUGAGGAAAGGCAAGACAAGAGUGGACCAACAUAUUAUGUAUACAACUUGAUGAAUUAUUGCUUUAUUUCCGGCUUUAUAAAGCAGGGCUUUUAUUUUGAAAUAAAUGCCACAUCGGCUUGUUUGUAAGUUAAAAAACUGACGGUCCUGGCUGCAAUACAAGAGGAAAACUUUAUGAAGUUUUUACCAAACAAAGAUGAACAAUAGGCGGAUGUUAAACAUGAAAGUUACUGUGUAAUUCUAAAGAAGGUAAAAGUAGCACAUGGUGGAGUCAUUGUCCCCCCUGUACCUGAACAUGGCUGGUCCUCUUGGGAGGAUCUGGUCUGAAUCAGCACUCAGCUGAAGAUGUUGAGGAUAAAUGAGCAGGAGAAAGAGGCCAAGGCCACAAUAGGGAGAGAGGCUGUAGAUCACCUCAAGGAUGAGGUUCUUUUUUCAUGCUGCUCAUGGCAGAAAUGGUCUUUCCAGUAGAAUAAAUCCAUGUUUAGUGGGGUAGUUUUUUUCUGUUUUAUUAUUCAAUAUCAGUAAAAGCCAAUAUAUUCUGCAACUUAAGUUGUUAUUUAUGUAUUUGAAAAGAGAAAUAGCUUGGAACGAAUUGAUUUUUUUUUUCUAAUUUAUAUUAUCAGAGCCAAUUUUAUUCCAACUCCCUGCUUUCAUCUUCUAAAGUUUGAUCUUUCUUUGGCUUAUUUUGACAGAACUGUACAUCUACUGCCAGGUCUAAGUUUAAACCAUUGUCAAGGACCAUCUUGACUCCGUAAUUUUUAACUAAUACUGAAUUCUUUUCUCUGGUGUUAAAGAAACAUUUUUAAUCUGGAAGCAAAGCAACAUUUUGUGUCUUCAUGACAAUCUAAAACACAGAGCCUGAAAGAUUUCACUUUGCUUCAUUUUUCAGGGUCAUUUAAUUUUGUGUAAAUUAAACUAAACAGUUGAAGGCUUGAGCUGAUGUUUUGAUGUUUUGAAUGAUCAUCAGUCACUUUGCUUAAUCCCUCUUAUUCUCUGCUUCCUCUGGGCCUCCUGACAGCUAAUGACCAGGUGUGUGUGUGUGUAGUGGCGGUGGUGGUGGUGGGGGUGUAUUAUGCUGGGCUGUUUGACAUUGAACCCCCUCUCAUGGACAUGGGUGCUUCCGUAACAGCAUGCCAUUGAAGGGUAAUGGAGAGGAUUUACAGGAGCUUUACAGCGGCAGGGAGUCACAUGGUGUUUGAUUGAUGGCGCCAACGAUGACCACAUAAAGCUGGCUUACUGAACACAAGACCACUCGUGUGUAUGAUAGAGUGUACACUACAGAAUGGUUGUGGAAUGGUUGUAUGAUUGUUUUUCCAACAACCAUGCUGAUGCCAUGAAUAGAGAGCAGAUCGGUCAACAUGUUAUUCCAAUGACUUGUUUUCGUUCUUCUUCAUUUUCUCCUCCAAAGUAGCUCAUCAGCUGUCUCACUUGUUGGGCUGCCUGCAGACAUUAUUCUAUUUUUUUUAAUCGGCCUUGUGAGUGCUGGCACUCCAGGCCAGUGAUCAUUAUUUUGAAAUGCCAUCAAUCAUCCUGAUUAAUUGGCCAACAGAUUAAUCAGUCAACCUGAUCUUUUUCUAAUUAUGAUUUGAAAAGAUACAUUUCUUUUAGUGAAGAGUGUAAAAAUAAACAGUAGAGUAUAAUUGAUUAAAGUCAAACUUAAAGGUCCUUUGAGGGUUAGGUUAGGUUAGGGUUGAUUUUGGCGCCCCCUGUGGACAAAGUGGGACCUUUAAUCUCUCUGACAAAUGUGCCUUUACUCUUUAGUGUGGAAAACAGAAAUAAUCUCUUUCUUAAGCGUACUGCUUAUCAACUCCUACCCCCCAGCAGCACUUUAGGCAGUGAAAAUAAUAACAUAGAAAUAAUCAAUCUUAAAGCUGAUGAUCUUGUUUGGUUUUCGAGCUCAUAGAGACACAUGGGUAUGAAUUUUCUAUCUGUUUUAUGACCUAAUACAAUCUCAUCACAGGAGCUUUAAACAGCUCUUAGCCCAGAACUGUCAGCACUGGGUCAGAUAAGGUAACACUCCUCUGAAUUUAUUCGGUAUUAAAAGCUUUAUAUUGCCAGUAACUGAUUAUGCCAUUUCAGAUAAAUGUUUCACAAUAUCACAAGUUGUUGUUGCAACAUCACUUUCUCAGUUACUGUUAUGUUCAGUCAAGGGCGUGGUUGCCUCUUCAGAAACAAGGCGCUGCAGGUGGUGCAAAGAUACGCGCCUGAACUUAUGCAACUCAACCCACAAGUAAACUUACUGUAGUUCCAGGGCUGUAAUUUGUGCCUUUACAAGUCCGAACAACCGCUAAUUUAUGUGGGUUUACUGUGUAUGAGGAGUCAUCCACCUGUUGUGUAAUUGAGGACCCGAGAGUGAAUGGUAAGGCCCUGAACAGUUUAACUUCUAUAAUGGAAAAGAAGAAGUGAGACAUGAAAACCCUGCCUAUUUACACAAAGGUGGGAGCGGUGUAAAUUAUACACUCUGAGGCGUUGUUUUACAGAGGGUUUGACGUCCUGUCACUGAGUUGUUUAUAUAUGAGGAAGGGGGUUUGUUCACACACUCUGCAAACAGAGUAAAUCAGACAAAGUUCGGACAUGAGUAAGACCAUGAAGAGGAUACUUUAAGUUCUUAGAAGUGGCAGCAAGAUCACGCCUAUUGAUACAAAGUCUGAGUUUGAACCUACAGCCAUUUGAACAGCACAGCUUUUAGAUUCACUUUACAAUCAUCAUCAAGAGCAAGCUUUCAGUCAAGCUUUUUGACAUCCGUUCACCAGAGCUAAUUGUCCUAAUGGAAAACACCUUUUAGAAGAAGUUGUGUUGUUUACUUAAUAUCGAUUGGUUGUCAAUUUGUAUUGACCGUUUGGCCUCCAACAUUUCCACCUAACUGACGCAAAUGAGCUAUUAGCCAGCCGAGGUCUCCUAGUGGCUGCUAUUGAAUAUCAUCAAUGUCGUCUUCUAACUGCUGUUAAAAGGUUUGAAUUGAAAGUUAAACAAUUGAAACAAAGGAAAGUUUCAUGUUUGUCAGACCCAAAGAAAAAGUCAAGAGUAAAGAGAAAGACUUAUUUUAAAGAAUUUCUUUGUUAGGAUCCUUUUUAGUUUAGUGCAGUGGUUCUCAAGUCCAGUCCUCGAGGCCCACUGUCCUGCAUGUUUUGGAUAUUUCUCUGCUCCAACACACCUGAUUCAAAUGAUUAGCUCGUUAUUAAGCCAUUACAGAGCUUGAUAACGAGCUGAUCAUUUGAAUCAGGUGUGUUGGAUCGGGAAACAUCCAAAACAUGCAGGACAGUGGGGCUCGAGGACUGGACUUGAGAACCACUGGUUUAGUGAAUCAUACACUCCAGUAAUACGACACAACACAGUAAAAUACUUUACGAUUUCAUAAGAUACAACAUGAUACUUCAACUACUUACUGAUUUUAAUUUAUUCAUUUGUCUGAAGUCGUUCGUCAUUAAUCAUUAAUGAUUGACCAUAACUGAGUAUGUUCAGACUCCAAAAUGCCUCUGAAAGGUAGAGAGUAGCAUUAAUGUAGUUUACAACACCAUGAGUAAAAUGUGAGUUAAACGAGACAUGAAAUUUGUUUAAAGAGAUGUUUUAUUUCUGGCACCAGCAAUACAACAGUCACAUCAAUAACUACAUAAUGCCAUUUUGUUAUUUUGUCCCACCCUCACUAGGCGAAAACACCGUCAUAUUCCUCUAAUGCUAUUAGAUAAGUAGUUUUGUCUAAACAACAGUCUUAAUCUUGAUUAUACUAAAUGAACUCCAAACAAUUAGAGCAGGUAUUCCUGUUCAAAAGUUUCUCCUCGAAACAGCACAAAAACUGGUCACCUAAUGCAUUUCAAGAAAAGUUAGGUCAACCAUUGAGUCUUUUUUUUUCUCUGUUGGAUUUUUUACCUUUAUUUGCUUGUAUUAAGAGAUAUGGCAUCAUAACUGGGGAAGGGGUGUGUGGGGAAUAAAGCGCUGCAAAAGGCAAGAAUUGAUUUCUGGCUGUCUCAAGGCUCUACCUGCAACUUAACAGCAGAGAUAAACUGUCACAGAGAACACAGACUCAGAAUUGGGUUUAUUACCUUCAUUAUGAUGUAGACGCCGGUCAAGUCUGGCAGCAUUCUGGCUGGCUCAUUCCCCCAGUUUCUGACACAGUCACUGCGGGUCUUUUGGCACCUUGUAAACACAAUCAAAAGAAGCAUUGAUAUUAACACCUGUUCUCUUGUUUUCCACAGUUAGAGAGUUUGUAAGCUGCUGUUUGUGUUAUUCUAUAGGGUACAACUGUGUGACUGACAGGACGGCCUGAGGCUGUCCUACCAACUAUAUGCUUUAAGGGCCAACAAGUGUCCCUCUUUCUGUCAAACUGGUUCCUUUCAGUUACUGUAUGUACGCUGUUGACUGGAGGGUUUCAGCUUUUGAGGUACAGAAAAGGAGCAGCCUCCGGAGCUAAUUUGAAGUGAUGGGUAACUUGGACCCCAUAAGGGACGCCCGCAGUUGGGGGUCUAACCUCUCUGUCUGUGUCUGGAACAUUUUGGAUGCAUGCCCGGCCUUCUGUGCAUGGACAACGUGGCAAACGGCCAAGGCUGUGCAUAGAUUCGUGCAUAGUCUUCUCUUUCCCUCCACAUUAAUAUCCAUCAGGGUAUUUCCUGUCACUGGCCUGCAGAUCAGUCGAAGUGAAGCGAGAGAGCGGGCGCUCUUUGUGAUUGCAUCCUCUGCAUGUGCAACACAAUACAUCACAGUAUUGUUCUAGUAGAGUAAAGAUGAAGACAGCGAGUCCCAGGGUGGCUCUAAAGCAAACGGUGAGACAGUUUGUCAAAGUAAGAAUGUGGGCGGGUCAAAGACGGUAAAUAUCCAGGUUUAUUGGGUAUUUAAAAAAGCACUUUACCAAGAGCUUAUUGAUUACACUCCAUGUCUUGUUAUUCUUCCAAUAAAUUUACUGUGCUAAUCAAAGCCAUUACAUUACAUCUGAGGAGGUUUUGUGCUGAAACAGCUUUGGAUUCAAUUUGGUUAGAGGACAGCAGAAAUUUUACUUAUCAAUCACCCAAAUAUGCUGGACACACAAUAAUUCCUCAUUAUGUUGUGUUCAGUUUGUCUUGUGUUGUAAAUAGAGCUCCAAAUCAUGUCAAGGGCUAAUUUGGCAAUCCAAGGAAGGAGAGACUGUGGCGAUAACAACCUUUAAUGAGCUAACAAUGGCCAGGCUAAACAACGAGCUAUCCUAUUAACUUGUGCGUUACAUUUGUGACACACAUCAGUGUUUGGGUCAGAGUUUCGUAAAUUAACUAGGGGUGGGAGAAAAAAAUCGAUACAGCAUGGUAUCGCGAUAUUUUGUCUGGUGAUAUAUCGUAUCGUCUCUUUGACCAAGUAUCGAUUUUUUUAAUUAAUUGCUGAUAUGAAGUCAAAUCUGAUACUGGAGAAAUAAAAUCAACUGUUUGUCCAGUGAGAUUGGCAAAAGUGACAUCAUAGAGCAGGAGGAAGUUAGUACAACAAAUUUACAUAAGGUUAGCAAGAUGUGCUACAAAAUAAAAUACUGUGGAAAUAAGGCAAACAUGAAGGAAAGUCAAAUGCUAAAUUAGCUUCACAGUUGAAAACAUUGUAUAAAUCGCGAUAUAUUGUAUCACAAUACUCACUGUAUUGCAAAAUGUUAAAAAUCGCAUAAUAUCGUAUCGUGGCCCAAGUAUCGUGAUAAUAUCAUAUUGUGGCCCAAGUAUCAUGAUAAUAUCGUAUCGCGGCCCAAGUACCAUGAUAAUAUUGUAUUGUGGCCCAAGUAUUGUGAUAAUAUCGUAUUGUGGCCCAAGUAUCGUGAUAGUAUCACUACUAGUGAUUCCCACCCCUACUGUAUGGUAACGUUGACCCUGUCUGCAGCAUUUGAAAGUCUAACUUCUGUUCCAGGUCUCUUGGUAGUUCAGCCACAAAGGGGCCGAGUUGACCAGGCUGCCUUGUGGGUAAUACACUUAACAUUAAAAAGAACUGAACCAUCCCAUAAAACCAUCUGAACCAACCAUAAAACAGAGAGCUGAAAAACUCCAAAGGGCCCUGUGUUGUUGAGCUGAAAGUUCAAGUUUGAUCAUGGCUGUUGGCUGUUUUUUGUUUUUAACACUUUGAGCAAAUGAUUGCUGAUAAUUGUCAGCAAACUGAAGCCAACGGUUUUAAUUUGUAAACAAUUAUCAGUCUUUUAUCAGGAAAAUUUUAAAACACUCAUAAUUCAGCUUCUCAAAUGUUAAGCUAGCUCGCUACACAAACAAAACAACUGAAUAGAGAUAAAGAUAAAAAUCAAAUGAUUUAAAAAUAACUUGUCUGCAUAAUAAAAGGCUUCUCAUUGCUUCCUCUUUAGUGUUAAAUCCAAAGUAAUUGCACUGACCACCUGUAAAAGUGAAGCUUUGCAGCAUCUUCACUCCUGAGGAGCCGGCUGCUUGAUCCCUUAAAAAGAUUACGCCAUUUCACCUCACUUUUCGGAGCGCAUCAGUUGCCAUGGCAGGAAGGUUCGGCCCUAAGUGGCCCCUCAGAGACCUCAUCCUCACUCCAAUCCCAGGAAGAGAGCAUCCUUUCUUUUAAUCUCUCCGCCGAGCCUUGUACCCAGCAGACAGCUAAAGCUGAUUGCAUCCUCUUUUCCCUGAAGCGCGUACACACACACACAGCGCACACAAACGCACACUCCAGCAUCAGCACCAGCACCAGCCCUGUCCUUCUGGCCCUAAUUUCUUUGUCUCUCAUAGAGAUUUGCAACAACAGCCCCACUGUGCUUUCAUGUAUUUAAUGGCUGUGUUUUCAGGCAGGGUGUUUCUUUGUGUCAUAUCCCCCCAAAAUAAAGAGAUUAUGAUGGUAUAGAGUUCAAAUCCUGUGGCAUUAAUGUAACACGAUUUAUCUGUAGCAUAAAUCUAAACUAAUCUGCAGAUUUUUUUUUUGCCUCACGCUGAAAAUUUCAGUGUCCUCUUUGGCUAAGCUCCGAUUUGCAUACAGGAUGGAUGGACGGAUGAAUGAAUAGAUGGAUGGAUAGAUAGGAUAGGAUACUCAAACCAACUAUCAAGAGUUUCCUUUUCAUUAAUUAUAAACCAGCUAUCGAGUAUGUGCGCAAAGUAGAGCAUUCCUCUAAGUGUGUCUUCUCUGUAAUCCAUCUUUGAAGUGGACACCUGAUUAAAAGAGUCGGUCACAGAUAUUGGUUUCAGUGCAUGUGAGCUGGUUGUACAACAUGGACAACGCUUGGAUUAAGAGUACAGAGUCCUCACUUAACCUCCUCCUGUAAGUGUAUCACAGUAAACAACUGGAUUUUUCAUUGAGCACACGUCUUGAGUGGAAAAAAAACUUAGUUAAAAGUUAGACCUGAUUGAAAAUGUACCCCCAGUAAAAAGUUCAAGUUAAAAUCAUGCUGCAGGGAUUUGUUCCAAAUUAUUUUCUGUGCAGUUUAAUUUGCAUCAGACCUGCAAACGUUUCCCUUUUACUGCUUCUCACAUCAUGGGCUUGAGCCACUUUGGUAAAAUCUGUUCAGCUUUCAGAGAUCCAUUUCGAAUGACUCACUGAUGACUUUUCAUAUGGUGCGUUAAAGGCAGCUCAGAGGAAGUUCCUGCUUUGUGAUGGCGAUAUCCUGAUCCACGCCUCUGUCCACAUUUGGGGAAAUGAGCCUGCGGGAUAAGUGACAGAGCAGCUGUGGCCUUUAGCCCUGGUCUUUUUCUGUUUCUGUGACAAGGAGUUGAAACUGCCUCUGCAGUUUAGGCUUUUACAUAUUAUUGCAUGUCCUCCUAAGCUGACGUUUGUGAUGUUUCACAUUUGUGAGUGUUACGAAUCUGCAUCUCUUAAGUGCAUGCUGGGAAAAAUUGAAACUAAUACUAGAAGACUCGUUCUUUAUCACUCCCUUAUUCACUUUUCCUCCCACAGUGAAUCGUUUCCUCUGUAGUGAGAGGAAAGACUGAGAACGUGAGGUGCUUGAAGCAUGAAUCAUUUCUUUUCCCACCACCACUGACAGGCGUGGUAAGGGUUGUGGAAAUUUACACAUCUACUACUGGCAAAGCUCUACUGGGCCUCUGCAAACAGUACAAGUUUAAGCUUGACUUAUGUUGAAUUUUCAAGGCUGAUAGUGAUAAAAGGAUUUUUGUUUGCUGUGUUCUUACGGAUUUUGAUGUGUUUUGUGUCCAAGAGCUUUGUAAUCUCGGGGUUUUAAAAUGAAUACUCUUCAUAUCUAGAAGUCCGAUGGUUGAACUGUACAUGACUGCCAGUGUUGUGAAAAGUAUACUUUCAUAGUUUCUUGAGUAGAGUGCAUGCUACAUCGACUUAACAUUUCAGUGUCAUCACUAUUGAGAAGAAUUAGCAGCCAAUCAAAUCAAUAAUUUCUUAUAAUAGUUGGCCUGAGAUGCUCACCCUAUAUUGUGUCCACAGAAUGCAUAGAAAAAGCGUGUUCACAAAUUAACUCUAGAUAGAUGCUAACAGAUGCUCCACUAUAAGGAAUAUCAUCUUACAGCACAGUGAGGUUAAUAUGAUCUAAAAAAACAGCGAUGAAGUUGAAUAAAGAGUAACAUAAGAAAAGUAAUCACCUUGAAAAUCUUGAGCUCAAGCUCUGAAUGUCAACUAUGAUCCUCUUAUGGAAACUAUGAGUCAUUUCUUUUCGGAUGAAAAAGUACUUGAAGCCUCCUUUUGAAGCUUUUCAGAAAGAUAUGGGUGUUUUGCAGUUGUUUUGUCCAUUUGAAGGCAGGAAAUGUAAUGAAAUAUCUGCGAAUCUCAGGGGAAAAUAUUUGAGCAAUCCGACCUUGUGACAUUUUUGCAAAGUACAGUACAUGAAGGACCGAGUUGAAGUGUUUUUGACAGCCUGCAAGUCAUGUUUCAGAUUAAAAGUUCAAUAAAUAGAGGAAGAGCUCUUAAGAGAUUAAAUUUUGGGUUUGCUUUUCGGACUUGCAUACAUGCUGUAGUAUCACAGAGCUAUUUGAUUUAUUGCUGAAUACCCUUCAAAUCUUAUAUUUCUCUGGAUUAAAGUCAAAAUCUUCUGCAGAAAUUUCAAGGCUGUCUCUUGAUCCCAAAAUGAGGUCAGUAGUGUGGUGUUUCUCGAAAGCAGUGCCUGGGACUUGGACCAUGAUGUCCACAGAGCAGGUUCAUGACCCCUUGGCCCAGCCACAGCACUGGGGAGAACGAUGCCAGCCUGGGUCUGAGCCAGGCGUAAGCAGACACCACAACACUGAGAGACUGUGUCACUCAGAGACUCAGAGACGGCUGCUGUAAUUACAGAAUCCCUCCACCGUCAGACAUAAUGUGGUCAAGGCAAUGAUACACAUGUGAGCAGAUACAUCAGCUCAUUCAUGCACACGCUGAAUCUCCGGUGGACGGAUAUCUGAUAGUAAGCGACGACCUCCAUGUGUAGAUUCAAAACUGGCUUGUGGUUCAAAAAAGGGGAUUAAAUUAAAGAUCCACUGUUUAAAUCCUUCAAGCCCACAGCUUAUAUAAUUAAUUCUAAUUAAAUUAGCCGUUAGCCGCCUCAGAAGAAAACACAGAGAAGACCUGCUGGGUUUUGUGCCAUAAUUCAAUCACGGAUAAGGACCUUUUUUAAAGUGCUUCACAAUUACAUGAGUUUGUAUAAGGAGCAGUGUCACAAUCUUAUAUAUGAGAACAGAGAUGUGAAAAUGGAGGAAGCGAGAUAAGAUAUUAGUAAUCCAUUUUUAGCUGCUGGGCUGGUUUGUGUUUAGUCAGAAAGAUCCAGAAGGUCACUAAGCCUUUUUAUUUUAACUGCACAUAUCUACUCUGAUGUAAGUUCUGGGUGCUAGCAUGUCUGGCUAACUAGCUUAGCACACUCUGGAGUAAAUAAGAUUUACAAUUAAGGACAAGAAGCACAUCAUUAAUAAAUUCAUUUGUUGUUUUACACAAGGCUGUCAAGUUUCAGAAAAUGACGAGAGUGAGACGAGAGUGAGACCUUUUUUAACGUUGAUUUUUACCUUAAAAUAGCAAUAUUUGUCCUACGUUGACAUCAAACUAGUAAAAAUAUAUUUUCAAAAGUUAACCCACAUGCAAUAAUUUUGUAUGAUCAAAAUUGGUAAGUCGAGGUGUUUUUAAUGCCAGUGCUAUUGUGUGUGAAAGAUAGUUAGAGACGCCAAGACCCGCCCUACAAACCCCCCUUGAUACAGCUAACAGAGUAGCGAACCUCCCCUGUCUGGAACCCGGUGCUAGACGAUUUUACAGUUUAUGCUAGCUGCUUUGUUUUUAAUACUUUGUUAACAGCCAGUGUUAACUCCUGAUUAUGUUUGUGGUCAUUAAAGGAAAUACUAAGUAAAGGAAAUACUAUCAGCAUACAUGUCGAAGUCCAGUCAAGAUGAUUGGCAGGGAUGCAUGUAGCGUUUUAUCAGGGGUUGUACAGGUCUGUUCAGCAAUAAGGCUUCCUGUUUAUUUCUUUAGAGGCCAGUUGAAUGUAUAUUAAUGUUUUCUUUUGCUCAUUGCCUCCAAGUAUCAAAAGACAGCUAGACCACUUUUUUUAUCAGACAAUAUCCUGUCUGAUGUGUUCUUUAUGCACGUACAUGACUGAAGUCAUAAACCUGAACCCAGAGGAAAUAAACAGCAGACAACUUUAGAGCAGAAGGGAGGAAAUGAAGUUGUUAGAGUUGUCCCCUUUAUUGAGGAUUUAGCUUCCAGAGAUGGUCAAGAGGUCGAGGAUCAGUCAGCAGCACAGCAACGACUCAGAAACUUGUGUUUUUUGACAUGGUAUUAACGUUGGUUGUUGGCCACAUGGAGGGACUUUAUUUAUUUUAAUGUUGCAUUCAUUCCUAAAUAAAAAGUCAUGUUAGCUAGAGUGAUAUUUUAGUACUUGUAAGUGACUGAAUAAUGAGGUAAUGGUGAACUUGACCAAAACAACCUCUACUACUUAUUAGGGGUGGGAGAAAAAAUCGAUUCACAUACGUAUCACGAUUUUUUUGUCUUACAAUUUUUUAAAUCGAUUUUCAUGUUAAAAAAUAUAUAUAAUUUGUUUUAUAUUUAAGAAUAAAUCUUAUAAACUGACUUACAUGUGAUGUGUAUUUUUGGGGUAAUAUGGUUUCUGGAAUAGUCAGUAGACAAUCAUAAUCAUUCAACUGUUUCCCUGGUGUUAAAAAAUCGGCAAUAUCGUAGAAUCGCAAUUUAAAUCGAAUUGGCAUCCAAAAAAAUCGUAGAAGAAUCAAAUCGGGAGAAAAGCAGAUGGUCCCAGCCCUACUACUUAUAUUAAAUAAUCUCCAGGAGACAAACCAUUGCUAUUAAAGCUAACACAAGAACCCAUUGUCUUAAAACUUAAAAAAGUUCAACCUCCAACAUUUAAUGCUGUGAGCUGAAUAUUUUCAAUGCUAAACUCAAUAAUCUAACAAAACUGGGGCAUGAAUUUAGUCACCAUUAGCUUAAUUUUUGUCCUUAUCCGUCUGAAUCACUCACUAUUGUCGUCAUUAAACUUCAGAUUGUAAAAGUACAUCUGUCACAUUCUGUUGUGCUAAUGAUUGACAAGUCAAUCAGCUCUUUUUCUUCUCAGGUCUCAUACUUCUUAAUUAUCUGAUCUGAAGAUCCUGAUCUUCACCCUCGGGGUAAAAAGGAGCUCAAACUCGCUCAUUUCCUUUUCAGUCGAGAUUAUUAAGACACAAAGCGGAAAAGGCCUCAAGCAGAUCAAAACGAGUAAAACUGUAAUAAAAGCUGUGGAUGUUUGACAUGCCUUCUUUGCUAAAUGAGACUCAAGGCGGUCUUUGUUUUCUUCUUUUUCAAAUGUUAACCUUCGCUAACUGUGAAUUAGGAUUAGACAGAAGUGUGAUGGCCUAAAACUUGGCCCUUCUUUUCAGUCCAUACUGUGUGGACACUCCAGCUGCCCCUGCUCUGCUAAUUAGCUGCUAACCCCGAGUCUUGAUGGAAGUUUCUUGGGCAGGAUGAGUCUUGUUUGGCCCCUGAAACCCUCUUGUCUCCUGGCUUGACUUCACCAGUUGCUUCACCUCGUCUUUUUAAAGGUGCUCCUGCUGGCACCAUGAUUUAAAAACGACUGCCCGCAGUGGUAGCACACUGAGCUUUCCAGGGUUUUACAACAUUGGCACUGUGUUAUUCAGUGAAAGGAGACUGACUUUCUUUUUGUGUUGCCUGGCACUGGCAUUCAAGUUGACUAAUGCUCCCUUAAUUACUGGCUGCAUUUUGCUUUUCUAUUUUUCCCACACUCCCUCCCUCCCACCCACUCCUGCCUCUGUCAGCUUUUGUCCGUGUAUAAUGGUCUCAGCCAGCGUGCAGCUGUAGAGCCCAACUCUUGCCUGCGUCUCUCCAGCAGCACUCAGCUGACCCACUAAUAGAAGGGUUUGUGUGAGGAGAAGGCUGGAGGCAGCAGAAGGACUGCUGCAGAGCUGCAGCUUAAAACAACCCGCCUCAGACAAACAUCGUGGACCUCCCGGGGAGAAAAGCUUUGAGGGGUAACGCAGAAACAAAUCUUGGUGAGAGGAAAAGGAAACAUGAAGUGAGAGUGCAGGAGCAUUAGUGCAGCAGUUAAUCUCUGCAGUCGAGCAUCUCCAAACUUUAUUUUAGGAAUGACCCCAAGUGACUUUGGACUCUUUGUGGUACUUUGUAAAAACUGCAUCCUAACCUUCGACUCAGGUCCCUUUAGGUUUCAGAGCUCGUCCUUGCUGUUCAGGACCUUUCCUUUCAAGUCAUAACACCAACUCUAUUGAAAGUGCAUCGCUGACAACAGCAAGGUUGAUGCUGACUUACAUCAUGGCUUUUCUGUUUACUGUUUGUUUGUUUGAUUGAUGGGGGCAAGUUUAUGGAUUAGAAAACCUCAGGACAGCAGCCUGAAGAUGCAGGACUGUCUGAGUGUUUGUGAUGUUGCCCUCAAAGUUGUUUACUCUGAAGCUUCUAUUCGCUGAUGUCUGGAGUGCUUUUUUUUCAGGGUUGAGCUCACUGCUUCCCACCCUCUUUUCAAACAGGUAUGAGACCAAGAUGUCAGUGUUGAGGUUGAAAUUGUGCCUCAUAUUGUCAAGUGUGGAUAGCUGGAGGGAACCUGACUUAAAUAUUGAUUAAAGGACUAUUUUACUGAUUGUAAAACUGAUUGAUUCAUUAAUGUUUGGAACCAUCAACACAUUUUACUGGUAAAACUUUCGUUAACUUUGUAAUAUCUCUAAUGUAAGGCUUUAACUUUUGGGAAAAGAUAUUGUUGCUGUCACCUAAAUCAGUCAGGGGUCAACAGUGCAACCGUUUCACUCGCAUUGCGACUAAAAGUAGAUGUGUGCGUAUGUUUAGAUGUGUAAAGUAGAUGUGUCUGAUCAAAAAAUCAGCCGAGGCAACAAAUGUUUUUUCAUGUAAAUACCGCGGUGAAGUUAGUUUUAGGUUGGAUAUUCGACGGACAUUGGCUGCGGAUCUCCCGUGUCUUCUCACUCUCAAAAACCGGGAAUAGCAACAGCAGUGCGGUUAAAUCUACUCGGCACCCUCACUGUCAACGUCGGGUGUUGAAUAAGGGACCAUCUAUAAAUUACCAGUUGAUGUUCUCAGAAAAGGCUGUUUUCCUUCAAUAGCUUCCAUGCCAUGUGACCAAUUAAUCUAAAAUUGAUUUCAAAUAAUAGUACUUAUGUUGACCAAUAAGACACACCUCUUUAUUUCCAUAAUUUGUCCUCUAAAAGUUUUUGUGUUGAAUUUAAAGGCAAAUUUUGAACAUUUUCUUCAAUAGCUGCCAUGUCAUGUGACCAAAAGACCUAAAAUUGAUUUCAAAUAAUCGUCCAUAUGUCAACCAAUAAGACACACAUUAUUUAAUCAGUUUUCAUUGUGCCCCUAAAGUUCUUUGUGUGCUUCUUAAGAAGCACAUGUGCUCCUUGUACAAAAAGUUAGUGUCAAACCCUGUAAGUGCACGUUUUUAACUUUUAUCUGCACCAAAACUCAGGUAUCAGGAGGUACGUCAGAGUAUCAAAAAUGACAAUAAGUUUUAGUGAGAACUUUUGUAAUUCAGUUCAAAGAUGAAGAUACUGGAUAAGUUCCCAGUUUAGCUAGUGUUUCCAUGUUGGCCUGCAGCAGGAGGAGGCUGGACAUCAUCAGUGUAUAUGACAGGGAGCGGCAGACUCUGGAGGCGGGGCUGUCUAACCUUUAGAAGAAUGCAGAAGUGUGUGUGUGGGUCAUGUAUCUGGGAUAUGGCGUCCAUUCCAACACUCUUCCAGCUGCAGGAGCAUUUCUAUUGUCAGGCGCUAAUCCGUAGUGACUUUCAGCCCCUCUGCCCUUGUCCUCGUGUCCACGGGGAAUCUGUGUGAAGCACAAAGCUGGAAUGUCAGGGGGCCUCAACGGAAGACCUUGGCCAACCUUUUUAUUAGAGUGUAAGUGAACAGAGGAGUAAACCUGCAGGUAUUACCUCCUGUAUAAGUUUAAGAUGCUGAAAAGGAGGAUUAAAACAAGCAGCAGGAAUUGGUGUUAAUGUAAAAACCCUGCAGACUUCCAGCUCAGCCUCUGUGCCCAAAACACACACACUUAUCUUUUUUUGCAUGUGUGUGUAAUUCAAUAUUGCACGCACAGACGGCACAAAGCAAGCAAAAACAAGAUUGUUUUGUUAUCUGGGCCACAUUUGGCUCAGGAGGAUUUGGUUUCAGUCUUUGGGAAUCUGCAGCCCAGGAGAGAGGAUGAAAGAAACAGCAGGGGAGGAAAAAGAAAUCUUGUGUACAAAUCACAGCUCUGCUGAAUCACUGAAAAGUGCUGAUCGGGCUUCAGACUUGGCUAAAUGUUGUGCCAGGAACAGUUUUACAAGCAGGCAUCCCAUCAACUCUUUUUUUUAACAGGCUACAACUGCAGACCUCCUGUGGUUGUUUAAUAGAGAAAGCAUGAUGGCAACAAUAACUAUGAGGCUGAGAUUCAGUCGUCAAGAGGAGUGAUGCAUCAUCGUCAUGGUUACCCACAAACGAACAGCAACAUUGGCAGCCUGGAUGUGAGCUCUUAGCCCACACAUGCAACACAACGCUUUGAUGAGAGAGACAGACUCAGUCACUCAGUCAACACAGCUGAGGUCACAUGACACCUCAGAUGGCCCGCAGUCAUAAUCAGUUUAUUGUCUAAAAGGAACAAAGUCAAAGACGGAAAAUAUGUAGAAAAAGGUACAAUAAUGGAAAUAAAACCACAAUAAAGACUUUUAUUUGAGCUCUUUCUAUCAAAAGUAGAAAUUCAAUCUGUUUUCAGAUGAUUCGUGGGACCACACAUGUUACAGUGUCUGUUUACAUUGUGUAAAUAAAUGUUUAAGAUUUGUCUGGAGAUACUCUUAUGAUUUCAGGCUACAAUAAACCUUCAGCAUUCUUGUUUAUUCAUGAAGUUUACACUGAGGAUUUUGGCAGCUUUCAUCUCGCUGCGAUGAACUCUCCAUGAACUCUACCUCUAAAUGGCUUUGAGUACCUGCUAUUGUGAUGUUGUCUCGACAGGAAACCUCUCCCUACAAAAUGCACUUCCACUGAGACAAUCACGUCUGGUUUACUCAGGGGGUCCUGAAAAUGUCUAGAAAUGUUCAGCUAUGCUAAGAGGCUGAUAUAAAAGGAUGUAACACCAUGUUUGGCUCAUGAUUUAAUAUGACUUUUGGUAUUUGGUGGUGGUUUUUGGUCACUUUGGUAUUUAUUCCUAGGAGUCAAGUCAUUUUAAUUCUACAAAAAUCCUCCAGUUUGCAUUCCUCAGUUGCAGUUUUCAUGUUUUGACUAAGCCGACUUUGCAGCCAUUCAACCAUUUUCAAAGCAUAAAAGGCUACAUUGCCAGACUAGGCAGUGAGAAAUCUACCAGAAUGUAUCAUAUCAAAUACAGAAUUAUAAGUCUAAAUCUUACCGUCUAAGAGGUGAAGGCCAAAAGAUCUGCACAUCUGCAACUGUACAGUGAAAAAAAAAUAACUCAGUUCCAAGUAGAAGUCGUCUUUUCUAGGGGUGUCUUGAUACAAUAUUGUUAUCGGUCCGAUAUCAGCAAAAAAAUGAAUAUCGAAUUAUAUAUCGGCCUGCAUCUAAAAUCUCCGAUGUCGGCACUCCGAAACAAGCAGUUAAUUCCAGACUCCGCUUCUGCAUCUCUAACUAGCAGCGCCCUGAUCCAGCAAGCUAAGCCCACAAAAUCACAACAACAGUGUUUACUAAGGUACUAACAUGGUAGAGAGGAGUAAGAGUGAUGUUGGCCUUGUGGCAGUAUUUUUUGUUGUUUAAGUCUGAAAAAGACAUUGCAGUUGAGUGAAAAACUUGUCAUGGACAAGUUUGUCCAUGACAAAGGGUCAGCGACAUGAUAUUGAUCCGAUAUUGGGACAAACUUGUCAUGGACAAGUUUGUGCCAAUAUCGGAUCAAUAUCAGUAUUGGUCAAUAUUGAGGGCUACAAUAUAGAUAUGGUAUGGGAAGUCAAAAAGUUGUAUUGGGACACCCCUAAUCUGUUCAGAUGUUAAGUCUUCUAAGUCAAGUAAGUUCUUAUAAAAUGUAUAAAAGUUUUCAGGAUUUAGUAGAUUCUGUUGUCCUUCUCUGGCCCUGACAGUAAGUGACUUUUGUUCUACAUGUUUUUAAAAAAUACAAAAUAAUUGUGAAAAAUCCCUAAAACUGUGAUCCCAAUAUUGAUUUAAAUCUUCUUGAUUAUCAGUUUGACUAUAAUCAUGCAGCCCAAAAGCACUAAACUCGUGUGUGGGAGUUGGUACAUAUUUGUUUAACAGCUAACCUUGAAAGUUACAGGCAUUUUAUCAAAAACUAAAAGAAACCUUUUUCUCAGAAUCUCCACAAACCAAACCUACGCACAUGAUCCUAAAAAUAACAGAGUUUUGUCAAUAUUUUGGAAAUCACAACAUAAUCGACCCACAGUUGUCCUCGUUUCAACCAAUCAUCAUGAAAUUGACCGGAAAAUAGAAUUUGCUCAUGAGAAGGCUGAUUGGUUCUUCUGUUGCCUCCAGACAUCAAGACGUGUGGAUGAUCACUGUGAGUCUUUGUCAGUGGUGAUCCUGUUGAGCUGUUUCUGAUCCUGCUGAGCUCUGAAAUCCACAUGAGCCUGUGUCUUGUGUCUUUGUGGUGAUCAGGACCCUGCAGGACCUGGCUCACUGCCACCACCAAAACAGCAAACACAGCUCCUGAUUUAUUGUAUUGUGUUGGCCCAAAUGAGCCGACACAGUCCAUUACACUGCCACCGCUAUUAGAGCUGAGAUUGAUCCAAUUAGGCUGCCGUAGAAUGAUGCUGGCUUGACAUGCUGAAACCAGGCAAAAAGCCUUAAAAGAACAACACCGGGUCCAAGCCGGGGUCAUGUUAUCUCAGGUAAAUGUGAGUGAGCAGGUGUGUGUGCGAGUCACGUUUCAUUCUGACCACAUUCCAGUGGGUUCAGAUUGUUUUGUAAAUGUUGUGGCUUCAAGCUGGUGUUGAUUUGGAUCUGUCGGCAUGUGAGUCUCACCACGCAAGGAUGAACCUGAAUGGACAACACUAUGAGCUGCUCUCAGGAGCUACAUUCACAAACACUUGAAACCUUUUGAGUAUGAGAGACAUUACAUAAACAACCAGGAACAGUGAUGGCAGGUGAUGAUGUACAGUGUCCUCAAGACGAGGUGAAAGUGAUGUUGGCAUUUAUGCGGUGUGUGGAUUUGUCUUCUUCAGCACAUAGAGGAAAAGAUAAGAGAAGACUGCUUUGUGCACAUGGGGCGCCAAAUCUGACACAAAAUAAAUACUCUUUUAUUCUAUGUAUCAUUACAUAAUUUAUAUGAAAUGAUAGCAAGCGACUGCUUUGGAUUUGAUAUACUGUCCUUCUGGAUGAGCAAAAUGUGUUUUAUCUCAAAAAGACGAGGUGACCAAGGCAAAACGUUGACAGCAGCGUGCUUGAGAGUUACGUUAAGGGUUCAAAAGUGACAUUUUCACCACCUCCCCCAACAUUGACUGGGCAACAUCAUCAUUAUCAUUAUCAUAUCAUAGGCAACAGCCAAUACUCAUCCCUUCAAAAGACUGUUGUUGAUAGGCCAGAUUUGUUGGCUAACCUUUGCUCAGGACCAAAGUUUGCAGUCUCUGAUUUCUGUACAAGAAAGACUGUAAAAAGGUGACUCCUCUCUAUGUGAAAGAGGGGUUAGGGGUCAACCAGUAUGCACAUGCAGUUUAAAGACCUGGUUAGGACAUUUUUAUACAUUUCAAGGCCUCUGGGCCUCUUACUCAUAGAAGGAAGGAAGUAAGACUAAUCCAAACAAAAGCAGUCUCACUGUCGCUCUCAGUUUGUGUUUGAACCGUCCGCACAGGAAACUCCACCUCUGAACCCCUUUACAAGUUUCUCAAACAUAUCCUUUUAAUUUCACUCUUCCUCUGGAGCACAACCUCUUCCUGUGAGCUCUUUUUAGGCGCACACACACACACAAACAGAUGUCAGACUGCCCAUGAACAUUGCCCUCUCUCUAUGCUCCUGUAUGAAUAUUCAUCUCAUUUGCAUCCCGGCUUCAUGUUUCUUUUUUCAGUGUGAAGGUCAGGACAGAAGUGAAUCUUUCCCCUCCUAAAUUAUUUAAAUUAAAGUGAUUAAAUUUUCUCCAUUCAGGCAAAACUUUACUUGUCUUCUAUAAACCUGUCACAACAUUUGGCUUUUCUUUGUGCCCCCUCAUUAUUUAAACUCACCAUGCCUCCACACAAGCUGCACAAGUACUUCCUGAUCAGUAUUUAAACUAUGUGGCUGCCUGUGCUCACCCACUCACACUCCUCCUCCUCCUACUCUUCCUCCCUCUGCAGGAGCUUUCUGAGGAUCAGGACCUGGAAGGGCUCGGAGAGCAGGCGACAGACGUUCAGACCAGACAAGCAGACGUCUGCGGCGGCACAGCGGGGGGCAAGAUGGCAUCCAUACCAGAGUUUUACGCCGGGAAGAACGUCCUGAUCACGGGAGCCACGGGCUUCAUGGGGAAAGUGCUGUUGGAGAAGCUGCUGAGGUCGUGCCCUGAAGUCAAAACACUCUACAUCCUGGUCAGACCCAAAGCUGGUCAGUCCAUGCAGCAGAGGGUCAGCGACAUGAUGACAUGCAAAGUAAGAGAGUGAAUGUGUGUCAGUGUUUAUGCUUUGGAUUCAUGACAUACCUUCAUUAAUCCUUGUGCUGAAGGUUAUUACCAAGUAAAGGGUGAUAAAAAGGAGUUUGAAGAAACAUCUGCUUUUUGAAGAUGAUAACCUGGAAACCAUUUCAAGGUUGAAUGGUUUGGCCCGUAAGAUUUUAAGUUAGCUUUUUUGCCAACAUGAACAUUUACCAGAAACCCAGCGGUCCGUUAAUAUGAUAAAACACUAAAAAUAGAUUCACCUGUUGAGAUGGUGCUCUUGUUAUAGCAUGACAGCAGCACACCUGGAGUCAACCAUCCACAUCCAUCCACACCAGGUACAUCUGGGCAUUUGACUAGUGAGCAGCUGAUUCAAAUCAUCUUUCAAAAGGAGCUCUGUUCAUAAUUCAUUGCGGUUGAAACGUCUUUAUAGGGCAAUAUAAAUUUGGCUGUGAACUGUGGCAGCAGCUGCUGUUGCCAUGGUAAAAUGUGCUUAAUGACCCAAGAAAGUCCAAUAGUUCAUCUUUGAGCUUCUGCAGGGAGCUACAAAGAGUCAGAGAGCAAAAAAAAACGAGGAGUCUGAUCGAGAACACAGAAAGGUGGACUGAACUGUAAACUACCUCGACUCUGUGCGAGGAAGAAAGAAAAGGUGAGGUCGGGAUAAUGCGAGGAGGAAGGAGAGGGGUUGAGGAGAGGUCCAGGGGCGAGAGAUGAGGAGAAGAAGAGGAGGAGGAAAGUAAUGGGUGGAGGUGGGGAAGAUCCAAAUGUGUGGCGUCAGCUGAAUCAGGCCAAACAGCAAAGCAUGACUCAACAAAAAGCCUUCAAACUACAUUGGACUUAAUGAGGUUUAAAGCAUUGACGUGUGCGGUGUGUGUGUAUGUGUGUGUCUGUGUGUGUGCAUUGAUGUGCUCUGCUGUGUCCUCAUGCUGCUCUGCUCGGCUGUUGUUGGCCUCAAACUGUCAGCACACCUAAGAAAAUCACACUUUGGCUGAAUUCCCUUUCCUCUUUCUCUGUCUCCCUCUAAUAGCAUCUAUUUUUAUAUCUCCCCCAUUGAACCAGGUAGAGUGUUUGUUAUUUUGCUCAGCUCAAAGAUUUGUCCCUUAGCUAAGCGUUUCUGUUUGUUUUGACUUUUCCCUUUAACUCUCCCUCCAUGUCCACGUCUCACUGAACACGUCCCUCACCGUGUUAUUAGCCCAGAAUGACAUAACAGCGCUGUAGAAAUGACAGGGUUAGCUUGUUAGCUGCCACUUUCAAACAGUAUUUAUGGGGAGAGUGGGCAACAAAGACAUUAUUUUUAAUAUUUAAACACCUGUUUUAAAGUCUGUGUCUGGGGAUUUUGAGGGGGAAAAGCUUUGGAAGUAAGUUCAGUUAUUCAGGGUCUAAAGCAAAUGACAGAAAAUGACUCGAAUUAUGUAUUUGUGUCUCACCAAACAGAACUUCAAAGUCUUGGCCACCAGUGCCCGCGCAUAUCCAAAAAGCUUUGAUAGUGAGAGUGAGCGUCAAAAUAAGGAUCAUUCUUCAUGUAAUCAUCUUGUUUAAAAUUCUUGUCUGCAUUCCAGUUCCCUCAGAAGUCAGAUGUCGGAGCUAAAAAUGACGUCACACCCUUGUUCCUUGUGUUUCAGUUACCAAGCCGGAAAAAAGCUAAAUCGGAGACCUGAAACAAAAUGGCUACAUCUACAAAAGUUAUUUUAGUGCUUUCCUUGUCCAAAUAUUAGGCAAACGCUAAAAAAACUUUCAUAGAUGUAGCCAUCUUGUUUCAGGCCUCUGAUUUUGCUUUUUUCUAACUUGGUAACUGAAACGAUGGGAACUCGGGUGUGACGUCAUUUUCAGCUCUGUCAUCUGACUUCUGUGUGGGAACUCAAAUGCAGCAAUAAUCCAGUGUCACGGCCAUAUUGGAUUGGUCUCCCCACCGUAGCCUAACUGCAGUCAACAGAGAACGAGGAUCUAGUCCCAGUUUUUGUGCAGCCUACGGUUGCAAAAACCAACGCAGUAUUGAAACCAGAUCUUGUAGGAUUACAUUUCACUAGUAGGAUUGAGAAAUAAUUGGUUAUUUUUGAUUUGCGUCAUGUAUCACAGCUACAUCUCUGCCAUUUAUUAUAAACCAAACCAUGAAACAAUGAGGUAAAAAUUUGGGGAGUUACGAUUAGUAUAUUUGGACCCGAAUGAUAUAAUACCUUUUCUUUCAAUUACCGGAACCAGAAUAAAAAAGGAGCUCACCUGAAGGCAAGUGAGUAAGGAGGUCGGAUUACCUGAUAAAUUGUAAAAAACCUUUGUCUAUCUCAUGAUACUGCCGGUUGAAUUGGCAGGGAUUACCGUUGAAAUUACAGUUGACUCACAAUGAAGCGAAUAAAUACGAUUCAUUCACGUGUCUAGAUCCGUGAUUUAACUGAGUAGAUGAUUUUACACACGCUUGGUGUUAGCGUCCCAUUAAGGCUAAGUGAAAAGCUAAUCCACUGUAUAUUUGAAGAACCAUCAUAGAUGAGAUGUUAUGAACUUUUAGUGUUUUGUGUUUCUAGAAACACCUGUCGCUUCAACAUUUUCUCCUCUUCUUUAGUCUGCAGAAUUUUCCUUCGAAGUCAUUUCCAUUCUAUCUGGCAGCAGUUAAGUAGUGUGUCCGCUAUCAGGACUCCACUUGAUGCUCUGCCAAGCACGCACUCGCUCAUGCUCGCUCCACAUUCAGAAGUGAUGUCAUUAAAUUUCCAUGACCGAGCCUUCAGUACUAAUUGCUAUUCAUGCUAGUCCCCAGGUCAGUUUUAUUCUACUCAGUGUCGGGAUAAUUCAUGAAGGAGGAUGCUGGUUUUGUCUCUCGAGGAGCCUCUCUUCUCAUCCUGCGAGCCAGGCCAGUAUCUUUCUUACCACCUGUUGCUAGGUAACCGCUGAGAGAUCUGUCCCGUGGUGUUUUUUCAAAGGAUGUAAUCGGGAGAGCUGCCCCGAGGAGGGAAAAAGGACAAACCGAUAGGAAUCUCAUUGUCUGUGUGCAUCUCCACUUCUCCGAUACUGACAUUUAAGUCGUGUCUGUCUGUCUGUCUGUCUGUCUGUCUGAGCAGAGCCCUCUCUCUCUGCUCUGGUGGAAAUGUUCAGAUGCCUGCAGCUCUGGCCAGCUCGGCUCUGCAUGGCAUGUCAGGCACUCAAUACAAGUGGGCCUCUGGGUAGACAGGGUCCUCUGUCCUGUUCUGUUGCAUGCUUUCUCCACCCACCAGCCUGCUGCGGGACACAGGGGCGGUAAUUUAGACUGCGGUGCAUCUUCAUUCCGCAGGUCUACGCUGUGGGUCAAAGGUCAGAUAAAGAGAUAGAGAUGGGAUGCUUUAGUGGGAUGGAAUCUGGUGGAAUUUUGCACACCAGCCAGAACACCAGACAGCAGGUGGUUCUCUCUGUAUAACUAUUGAAUGAUUAUUGAUUAUAGCUUAAGGGGUUUAUUCUGUGAUCAGUACGGCUGCUGCGCCAUCCGUUUACUCAAAUGAUACUGAAUUUUGUGUUGAUGUGCUGACUGCAUGAGGACAGGCUGGUACAUUUUUACAUUUCAGCAUUAAGGCAGUACAAAGUGCUACAAUCAGACGACAUGGAGCCAAAAUGACAUAGAGUAGAAGACACAAUAUGAGGGCACAGAAAAAUGAAGCAAAGAAAACAGUUAAAAAUAGGUCAAACAGGUCUGACCAUCAAGAUACCGUUUCUGUCAUAAGACUCUAAUUAAAGGGAUAUUCCGGUGUAAAAUUAAAAUUAGUUAUUACGGACUGCUAAGGGGUGACACAGCUCAAGGAAGAACAUUUAUGAUCAUUUCUUUAUGGAAAUGCAAUCAGACUGAGACGCUAAGGCAGACGAACUACCGCGUCUGCAGUGCAAAAUGAUCAUAAAUGUUCUUCCUUGAGCUGCGUCACCCCGCAGCAGUCCGUAAUGGACUGGCCUGAGGUCUCCGUACAAACAAGCUGCUGCUGGAAGAGAGAGAGUAAGUUGUAUUUAGUCUCUUUGCUAAGCUAAAAAGAUGUUUGGUUAUAGAGUGGCGUUUUGGUUGAGGUUUGUUUAUGGCUCCUCAGACCGCUGUGUAUUGCUAUCCUGCGGUCGUUACUAAAGUUGGUAAAACUAGAGAAGCAAGCGGCAACAUUCAUCUCUCGACCGGGUGUCUAACUCGGUGUUACAGUGUGUUUGACCCUAAAUUAAUUUUACGCCCUUUAAGUAUGUAGAGGACAAGAUAAACACAAACUGCUUUGUCCAGAGGGGGCGCCAAAAUUAAAACAAACAGAAAGUUUCUCACAUGAGCUUUAACUCACAAACCAUACAUAAAGGUUACAUUACUAAACGGACACUUUAUCACAUUUUAUCCAUCUAAAAGGGCUUUUCCGUACAUGUCAUAUGCUAGAGGUAAAUCCAAGGGUUACUUUUUUCAUGCUUCACAUACUGAAUUGGUAUCUAGAGGGCUUUUUAUAUUCUUUACACAAAAGGACAACAAAGGAGCACUCAGUCAGUGUUUCAUCCUUAAGAAGAGCAGCCACUAAUGUAGUUUUUAUACAUUUUCCACAUAAAGGGCACCAGAGAGGGCAAUUGAUAGUGUUUUCUUUUCCACAGAAGCAUUGAAGAGGGCGCUUUAGCCGCAGCAUUUAUUUAGACAUGAGAGCACCAGGGGCUGUGAUUGCCUAUCUUGUCCAUCUGAGUACACAGCUGUAUUCUCCUGGCUUGGAUUGAGUUUAUUGCAGUAAAUAAUCGUAAACUUGAAGUAGUCUUCAUUCACUCUAAGAGGUAAAACGGUAAAAGUGAAACAAAGGACAGUUACUUUUCCAAAGCUUGUUGGAAAUUUAAAAACUUUUAAAAUGAUUCUUUGCUAAAAACUUUUAAAUUGUCAGAAAGAGACAAGGAUCAAUUUUAGUUCCUUCUCGUAACAUCUUGAAGAAAGCAGUCAUGUGUCUUUUUUUACUGCGCCCCUUUAGGGUUUGUAGUGACUUUUCUUCCUCUUUGAUCCUCUCACGGAGGCACGGUGUCAGCAUACCCUUCACUGAUUAAUGGUCUGACAUUAUGACUCUGAAAGAAAGAGGGCUGCAGGCAACACUGUACUGGAGCGCUCGCAUAUCUCCCUUAAGACCGAAAUAAGUAGCCUCAUUCCUGACAUGCCUGGGAUAUCAGUAUCCUGCAGUUAUGUCACUGCUGAUGCAAAGAAAUAACCCACACCCACGUUCUCUGUAUCCAAGAGGGGUUGGCAUCAGACAAAAAAAAUAGGAUGUGGGCAAGCGGGCGUAAGUUUCCAUAAAAGAUACAAAUAUAACGUCUUAAUCUUAUGUUCAUGCUGAUGUUUAACUGGGUUUUAAGUUGUGUAUUUGCAAAAAGGGAUCAUGCAUGUUCAGGCUUUGGUAAUGCAGCUCCUUAAUUAUUUAUAGAGGUGCGUGUUAGAGAUACUUGGAUGCACAGAUUCAUGCUGCUCAAGAGGGUUUGUCUAUUUGCAGUGAAAGCACAACGUCACUGACUUGCAGAGCCAUGGGAGGCAGCUUUAAGUUCAGAGUGCUGGAGUUAGAGGUGCUUUUUUUUUUUGCAUUUGAUCAGCCAGUGCGUAGAUUUGCAUAUUCAUUGAUUUUGAUAAAAGACUAGCUUUACAUUUUAUUUAUAAUUUCAGGAUACUAUGUAAAAGAGGUGGGAGAAAAAAUCCAUACAGCAUAGUAUCGCAAUGUUUUGUCUUGUGAUAAAUCGUAUCUACUCAUUUAUCAAGAAUCGAUUUUUCAAAUUAAUUGUUAACAUGAAGUCAAAUCUAUGAUAAUGGGAAAAUAAAACCAACUGUUUGUCCAGAGAAGUUGGCAGAGGUGACAUCAUAGAGCAGGAGAAAGUUAGUACAUCAAAAAUAUAUAUAAGUUUUGCUAGAUGUGCUACAUGUCGCAAUAAUAUGGUCUUGUGGCCCAAGUAUCAUGAUAAUAUCGUAUCGUGGGGCCACUAGUGAUUCCCACCCCUACUAUGUGAUAUGUACAAACAGCUUGGUUUGUUGUAGUUAUACAUCCAAGCAUGAUGAAGCAGAUUCAAAAGGCUGCAGUGCACAUUGAACGGUUUGAACAAAUGUUUUUAUUAUUGUUAUUGAUCUAGUUUACGUCUGGACAAGAUAUCUUCUCUUCUUUUUAUGGCCAUGCUUACUCAAAGUUUAUUUUCCUCCAUUUUUGUUGCUAAACAGGCACUUCAGAGACUAAAACAGACCUCCUUGUUGUCUCGCAUUUAUCUCUAUACUUUCUGUCUAAGACAGACUCCUAUUCUGUGGUUUUCAGUCCUUUGCCCAUUAUCCCACUCUGAUCCAUCAUGACUACACCAUCAUAUCGAUUUCCUCCUGUUUGCAUCCAGAGCCAGGUGAUCGUUCUCAGUUGUAUAAAUAUUCAAGAUUUAUUGAUUCCCCUCUGGCUCAAACAGGCGUAUCUGUGUUUCCACUUGUGGAGCCGGUGAAAUCCUCCGCCUGAAUGGUUAAUGCCAGCUGUCAGUGAAGGCACACCUGAAGCAUCUACCUCUCAAUCCUGGAGCGAGAUCAGACCGUUUGUAACAUGCCUUCUUUUCAACCCUUUAAUGCUUUCCUAUGCUGGAUUUAUACGCUGAAUCCUGCAGGAUAAAGUGAGUGUUAUUAUGGUGAGUCAAGCUCUGUCAAAACUGCAGGUUUUGGGGAUGAGAGAGAGCAGGUCGACAGCGCAGCACAUUGCAAGCUAUUAGAGAGACAACCAACAGCUCACCAACUCCUCCCCUGAGAUGAAGACAGUGGGGAGCUGAUGCUUUUGCGUAUAAUUAGGCCACAUUAACUUCAGUUUAUGAAGCAAAUUAGCACAUUAAAACGUCACUGUUGCAGUCACUGAGCGGAUGGAGACAUGCGUAGUGGGAUCUCAGUCCUCCAGGGGAUUGUUGUAGCCUAGCCCAGCGCCUGCACAGCAUGUGCAGACUCGGCCAAACUGUUUCCUCUCUCCACGUCCAUAUGGCUCCGCAGAUAUCUACAGCGGGAGGCUCUUUGAGUGUGAUGUAAUGGUUUUUCCCCUUUGUUAUAGCCUCAGUGCCCCCAUAAAGACUCAUUUGAAGGAGAAGCACUUUCCUACAUCUGUGCGUUGUAAAUACUCCUUAUAUAUAGUACAUAAAACCUGAGCUGCUCUUGGAAGAGAGACCUGGACUCAGAUAGUAAAAGGUAUUUUAUUUCAGAAGCUAAAGAAUACCAUACAAACAUAUGAUAAAGUGUACCUUAAAGAAUCACUAAUAAGUGAACCGAGACAGAAACAUAAGGACCUCUUCGACAGACUUUAAAGGAUAAUUUGACACUGAAGCUAAAGGGUGUCCUAAAAUCUUGAGUCCUUUAGGUUGUCUAAGGUCGCUUUCACACCAGAGCUGUUUGGUCCGCUUUAAAGGGACCAGAGUUUGUUUCCUCGGAUAGUCUGCUUCGUUUGGGCAGGUGUGAAAGCUCAUCCGAACUCUGGUGCUGACCAAACAAGCGAACUCUGGUCCGCCUGAAAACGGGGGUCUCGGUUCAGUUGCAAGUGAACCCUGGUUCGGUUCGUAUGUGGUCGUAGAAAAAUAACAGGAUCGAUCCCUGACAAGCUACGAUAGCAUUAUAGGAACAGUUGCGUUCACUAACGUUGUAGCAUUCCAUAAAAUAAUGUGACGACGCACGAUACAAGACGGCUAGUCCACCCCUGUUUGUAAUCCGUGAGGUUACAUACCCCUCCUACUUUGUCAAAUCAACGAGCGCCCCUUUCAACCACGUGAUGCUGCUCGGAAAGUUCGAUGCGCUUUAGAAAUCACAGUGUGAAAGCAGAACCGAAACAAGUGAUAAAUGCAACAAUGUUGCGACUUUCAGCUCCCCAAUCAAACCGAGUCCGCUUGGUCAGGUGUGAGAGCGACCUAAUAUUUGACAGAACUUUAAAAAAACAACUCAUUCGAAACAGUAGUUUUUAGGAUCAAGACAGACGCCUUGGGUUCUCGAAUCAGAACGCUAGAGUUCUUCAAGACAAAAGCUGUAAACAAACAAAAACCACAGGGGGUACCGUGGAAGUGUCGCUUUUAAUACGUUGAAACUGUGCGAACAGAUCCACUGAUCAGAAGAGUAUCUUAAACACACCCCAAAGUUUCAGUUUAGACAACUUUAUUUACCGCAAGGUAGCAAUUGUGUUUUGAGAGUCAGUUCAGACUGUACAUACCAUACAUUUAAGGACUGUAUGUGCCUUCAACCAGAGGCUUAAGGCUGUCUUGAAAUGAACAGGGUUUCCUUUAUACUUCAGAGUAACCUAAAACAGAGGAAAAGGAUAAGAUAAGAAAAACUUUAUAGAUCCCUCAGAGAAAUUCAGUCAUACUUUGAGACAGGUACCUCAAAACAAACACCUGUUAAAUAAAAAUCAGAAUAGAAGUAUUGCACUCUCAAAAACAAAAUGUCAGGAUUACUUGAAACAGAAACUUUGGAGUAGCUUGAAAGAAACACAGAAUACAUUAAAACAGGUACAUUUGUAACAGAUACUGCAAGAUUGAAAGGAUUUGAAACAGGUACCUUAAAGGGGAAGCUAAAGAGUUUCUCUAAAUGGACUCCAAUGGACUUCUAAAAUGAAUGCUGAAGAGUACCUUGAAACAGGUCGAUAAGUACGCCCUCAAAGAGAGACUUAAAAAUACAUUUGACCAGUGUUUAGGGAUCCCUAAAACACUAGUCAAGUUAUAAAUGUCCAAUUAAUCAGAAAAUGCCUGCAGAUAUUUUGUCUGACCGUCACCAUGAUAUCGUAGCAGAGAGAUGUACUUUCACAUUUGAAAAGCCUCUUUAUCUUUCUGGCACUCUGUGUUGGAUUUACAGUAAAGGAUGGUCAUGUCUGUAAACGGCUGCAGGAAAGCAGAGAAAGCCAACAAAUGGACCUUAAUGGAGUUAGAAGAAGUGGUUUCAGACUUCUUCUUUUUUCUGCAGCAUUAUUUUGUGGCCCUGAGGCCAUGAUAGUUUGUUUGUGUUAUUGAUCAGGUAAGGAUUUAUGAAGCCCUGCUGCUGUAUAACAAGUGGGCAGAGGAGCUGGUGAGAGCUUUAAGGACUUCACCACAGCGCAGAUAGAGAUUAUUGUGUUUAUAGACAAAAAUAAUACACAUAUGAAGGUUUGGGGGUUAUUUCAUUCGAUCAAAUUGUGAUUUCUAACAUAAUCAAAUCAUGUUUUUAAUCAUACCUGUGUACCUUUUGCCAUAAGUGGCAAAUACUGAUCGAGUUAAUGUUAUGAUUACAGACAGAAGUAAGCAAGAAGACAGUUGUGACAUUAGAAAUCAGGGAUAUUUGGCUCUUUUUGAAUUAAUACCCAAAUGAAACAAUCUUUCUGUCACCUGAUUGUUGGAGACGUUGUUUUGUCCUUCACAGUGUUGUCCAAAAACACAGUGAGUCGUUCAAUCUGAUAAAAACUGUCUGUGAAUUUUAUCCAGGCAGAAAUUCUGUUGUCUCUAAAACAUGAUCAGGAAAGUGGUUUAGCAACAAACAAACAUAGUUUGUAGUGGACAGCGUCGUAUCGGAGGAUCAUGUUCUCUGAGAUUACAACCUGCAGCAGCUCUGUCUGCAGAUAAACUCUAAAAACAAUCUGAUACAGAAACCAGUUUGCUGUUUUAGAUGUGGUGCCCAUGAGACUGAUUCUUUGAAUGUCAAAAUGCCGAGCAAUCGUGAAUAAUGCAAUAAGCUGAAAGGGCUCAAAGUCAUAAAGAGUAAAAGGCUUUUAAAACACAAACCACACUUUCCCCUAAGGUUGCUGCAGUGACAAGAGAAAAUGUGCUCAAGGCUCUCCUGUUGUUCCUGUUCUGGUAUCUCAACGAUCAGAGCCUAAUUUGCAUUCUACAGAUGAAGAGAGACACUUGAAAGUGAACGGAUCAUCUCUGUGACUCUGACAGGUGGAGAUAACCAGCUCAGCAAGAGGCUUGAAUCAGAUUACAGUCACAGAAACAAGCCUUCCCUGCAGACCAGGAUGCUUCUGCACUCGACUGCCCUUUGGCCCUUUUGUUAUGUGGCAUAGCCAGGCCUUGCAUAAUCAUAAAAGAUGGCUAAUGUAAAUUUAACUACAAUAAUCAAACUCUUGUGUCCUUUGAGUGGAACAAAUAAAAAAAAAAACUUGGUGAAAAGCCGGAUUACCAAGUAUCACAAGUCCACAAAGUCAAGCCUCACAAUGUAAUUUUGCAUUUAUUUGUACCCACAACAAAUCAUGACCAAAAUGUUAGUUUUAAUACAGUUUUACUGGGUGAGAUGUCAGUUUCAUUCAGUUAUUUUCUCAAAUUAACAUUUAUUUAAGUCUACACUUUGUCCAGGUUUAUAAACUUUGGUUUCAGUCAUUUUUUGGGAGGCAUUUUUUCUUUUUUCAAAUUUAAGAGAUCAAGAGGGACUUGGGUAAUAGCUGCUAAGGGUCAGGAUGUAGGGUGGCCAAGAGUCAAACCAGCAACAGCCAAUUCAAGGGACAUUUGGGACACCUUUUGGCCACAACAUGAUGACUAAAGUUUAAGAAAAAAUUUGUUAACUCAAGAAUUUAUCAACCAAAGUUCUUGAGAAUCUGUUUUGGUCAGUUUCAGUCUAAUAAAUCCAUAUGCAUGACAGAGAUAAUCAGUCUCCAACCGCAUUAUUAGUGUUGUUUCAGUCUGAUUAAUGUAUUUGCAUAUGUUUUUUGUCUAAUUUCUAAUUUUCAUUUUCUAAACAACAUAUGAACAUACUGAUGGUCAUUAGGGUUCAUCCUCUGGGGACCAUCGGUUGCUGUCACAGGAAGUUUCACCAUUACAUCCUGUUAAAGUCAAAACAAAUAAACUAUGUUGGUGAUUUUUAUCAGAUGGUAGAGGAGAAGUUAGAAAUUCGUCAUGAUAGGUUAGAAUCAUGAAAAUCUAUUUACAAGUCAGAAACAGCUGGGCUAAAUUGAAGUCCUCUGUUUUACUAAUUUGAACUUUGAAUUAAGUGGAGGGUUGAAGACUUUCAAUAAUCUGGAUGAAGUUUGCAGUCAGAAACUCUUAUGAUGAAUGUUAAAGGCUGUUUCAUUUCAUAUCCAGUUUUUUAAGGACUUUAAAAACCAACUUUAAUGUAUCCGUCCUGAACUGUGGGCCUCAGUAAGGCGUCUUUCCAACAACCUCAGCAGACUGAAAAGCGAUAUAAAACCUCCCGGCUGGAUAAUUUAGCAUCAUGCUAAAUGCUGAUUUCACCUUUCAAUCCUGCUAAUUCUUCAUGUUGUUUAACGAGGACAUGAGGCCUGCAGCACUGAUGAUAAAUCCAGUCUUAUUUCUCUCUGUUCCCUCUUGAAGGGUAAUAAAAUUCUCCUUGAGUCAGCAUGAGAUCACUACAAAGACAGGAAUGUGAUGCCACCAGCAUACUGAAUGCCAAGCCCAGAAACUCUACAUUUGCUGUCACCGUAAACCUUAUUACUCUGCUCGUAUCGAUCUUUUCAAUCGAGUUGUGUACAGUGAUAUCCCUGAGCCAGACAUGAGAAAAGCCUCCAUUUUCAUUAGUGUAGUGUGAUGAGCUGCUCGCUGCAAUCCAUGAUCACUCAGCUAAGCUCUUAAGAAGCUGCAAGAUCCAGGAUUGAGAGAGUGGGAUGAUACGUUUGUAGACUCUGCUCACCUGAGAAUCAUCAAGAGCACUUGGUUCCUCAUGCAUAUUAAAUCAGAUGCUUCAAUUCACCUUUUUCCCCUUGAUAAAAAUUUGAUGUUUUUGUCCGUGGACGUAUUGAACUAAAUCAUUUGGUUUGAACAGCUAUAUACGCUGGUUAGGGUCUUUUUUGCUUAAUUGGUAGAGCAGGCGCCCCACGGACAAAGGCUGUAGUACUUACCACACUAGUCACUGAUUGGUCAUUCCCAACUCUCUCCACCUAUGUUGUUUUGUCUCUCUUCAAUAAUGACUGGGCUGAAAAGAGUCCAGAGACUCUGAGUGUCUCUUAAGUAAAGAUAGAAAGGGUUUCACCUCUCUGUGAGCGACUGAGUAAACAGAUGAACUCGAUAUUUAAGAAGGUUUUAGAGGAUCUGGAAAAAUUACUAUAGGAAACAGUGACUUUUCAGCCCUCAGGAAUCACCACAUUAAAAGGAUACAUGACUCUUUGGUGGAAAUCGCUGCAUGGGCUCAAAACCUUUUCCAAAAGCCACUUUCUUUGAACACAGUUUGAAGCUGAAUGCAGGUUAAACAUGACCUAGAAAGACAGGCGACUUCUAUUGAUGGAAUGAAGUGAAGUGGAAAACUGUCCUGUGGUCUGACAAAUCAAAACCUGACAUUCGCUUUUGGCAGAGUUUCCGCCUCAUACUGAAGAUGUGGGACACAUUGCUGGGAGCUGGAGUUUAACAAGCUGCUGAGGGUGUUGGUUCUGUCCAGUUGGUAUAGCAGGCUCCCCUUGUGCAAGACUUAUAGUCCUUUCUGCACUUGUCACAGUUCUUCCUCCUGAUUAUACCACUUUUAAACUUGUCUGUUUACUUUUUCCUCUUUUCCGCCAUACUGGUAAAUCAAGGUUUAAAAAAAUGCUGAAAGAACAUGUAAAAACGAUCUCAUAUUACGCUUCUUGGAUGCUCACUAAAGGGUUAAUCAGCCAACAGCCCGAGGGGUUGGUUGUGACUGUCCUUUACCACAUCUUCCUCAUAGUUGCGGUCCUCUUUGGCCUUGUUUUUUCUAUCGUACAGUCUUGUCGGUUCAGCAGAUAACAAGAGAACCCACAGGUAUCAGAUAUAAUGUCUAAGGUCUACCCACAUCCUUCACUGUGAACAGCCUGUAGUGUGCUGGAGGAGUUGUGGUCAUUGGUAAUAACUUCUCCAGUGAAUGUCAGGAAAUGGGGGUCAUCACUGAUUCUUUGACAGAUCUUCCCUAACAAGGGUCCCUUUCUGUCUUCAGUAGAUUGUACCCAACUUAGUCAGUAAGGGGAAGAAAUGGGAGUUUUAGACCCGCAGGAAAUUUAGAAAGGAAUAAAACUGAAAAUUGACGGAGUCUGUGUUUUGGUACACUCCAGUACUGGAAACGUUUCCAAGAGGGCUAGAGGGAGAUUUGCAUUGUGUUUCUGUUUAAUGAACGAGAGGGUCCCCAAGAUCCAAAUCCUGUAGAAGAUUUAAUCCAAACACAUAAUAUCCAUAAAGAUCAAUGGAUUACUUCAAAUCUACAAAAGCUGACUGCUUUCGUCUAUGAGCCAUCACAUUACAUAAGAUCAGGGUUUGGAUCCUUCUACUAUCUCUAAGCAAUCUCAGCGUGCUCCAAGAACCGACUCUUUGGCUCUCCAGAGUAUCACUGGUUAACUUCGGUAUCAGCUGCUGAAAAACUGAUAUCGGUCAAACACCAGUCAACAGCUUCUGAUUUGGGAGGCUGAAUCGAUGAAAUUUUAUCCGUAAAAACUCUGCAGUGGUUUCUAUAAAGGAUAUCUUGUUGAAGAAUCAGCAGUUGUGACCUUCAAUCUGUGAAGGAGUCUUACCACGCCUCCGACAGUGUGAAGACCGCUGCCAUCAUUAGCUCCGCUUCACACCGUCUCCUACUGCGACCAGCCUUCCUCUCUUUCUUUUACAGUCUUUGCAGAGCUGACCUUUUACCACCAUAAAGUUCUCCAACAACGCCGGCGAGGAAAAAACUUCCCCUCUCAAUUCCCUCACCACUCUAGUGCCUCCUCUCAGUUCUUUCUUUCACUUUCUACCGCUGUCAUUUCUCUCAGGGGAAAGGUCUGCUUGGAGGGGCCGUGAAAGGAUCAGAGCCCAGUUAAAGGGCAGUUAGUGAGAUGAGAGGCUGUUUGAAUGGCAUCUCGGGUUGCCUGGGCUGAAAGCAAGGUGCCAUUAGUGUUCGGUUUCUGUGAAAGUCCAGAGAGCGGCUGUUUCGAGCACUCUUGAUGGACGAUUUAUCGCCCUCAUGGUUGUUAAAAAUGUCCUGCGUGGAGGAAGGAGAAGUGUCGGCCACAUGUACAAUUCACUCCUACAGGGUUACAAACAAAUCAUUCAUGGACCGAGUUUAUUGAAGACCUUUUACGAUUCUUGUUAAAGACCUCCGUAAUUGCCUGUUCAAGGCCAUGACUUCUUUGCACAACCUCAAGAUGCACCACUUAAACUCGUGUGAUGACCCCGCAGGGAUCACUGGGCAUGUUUUUUACCCUCUGAGUGUGUUGAGGAAACACAGACUGGUGCACUAUUGUCUUCUUGUACAAAGCAGUUUUCUCAAAGACGCCUGUGGGCCGGAGAGGGGUGUGAUGGCAAAUGUGAGCGGUUGAAGCCUGGCACAAGAAAGAAGCCUCUAACAAAGCGACAACACAGUCCCACAGAGCCAUUCUCUGCCCAUGCCCAUAACAAAGAGAGCUCUGAAACCCACUCCUGACAAACCCAUUCACCCUUCUGACCCUGGUGCUCUUUGUCUCAGUUCUUUCUGCAGUUUAUCUUUGAACAAAAGUUGAUUUUAGGACCGGUGUUUGAUUCUGCAGACUGUAAGUAACGGUUGAGCCGGUCCACUUUCAGGCCAGAAAAUGGUUUGUGGUCCACUCUUUUAAAGCCACAAGUUUAAUAGUUAAACAGCUGUGGUCUUCUACUUUUUCUUUUCCAGAGGUGGAUACACAUUGUUGCCCUUUGCCUCUGGCCAAUUGGUCACCAUAUUACAACACAAUUAACUUACGUGGCAUCGUCUGUUUCAAAUAUUAGUCAAAUUGAUGAUUUGUCAUGGGCCCUGUGACUGAAAGUUCCGGAUGUCCCAGUACAACUUUUUGACUUCCAAUACAAUACCGAUAAUGUAGCCUCAAAUGUUGACCAAUACUGAUAUUGAUCUGAUAUUUGGACUUGAACAAAAAAUACUGCCACAAGUCCAACAUCACUUCUACUCCUUGCUAAUUUAUUAGUACCUUAGUACAUACUGUUAUUGUGAUUAUGUGGGCUCAGCUUGCUGGAUCAGGGUGCUGCUAGAUAGAGGUGCCGGAGUGGAGUCUGGAAUGGACUGCUUGUAUUGAAGUGUUGAUAUCAGAGAUUAUAGAUCCAGGCUGAUAUAAUUCGAUAUUCGUUUUUUUGCUGAAAUCGGACCGAUGUCAGAUAUCAAUAUCUUAUCGGGACACCCCGACUGAAAGUUGCCUCAUUCAAGAAUAAUUUGUCAUGCAUUUAGAUUAUUUUACAUCCUGCAUUGCCAAAGCACUCAAUGGAAGUCAUGCAGCAAAGGGUCAAGGCCGGGACUGGAACCAGCAACCACAGUAAUGGGACUGUAGCCCCUGUGCGUAGAGUAAUCAGUGUGCUAUGUGACAAUUCUUGUGUCAUGUCCUAAUAGUUUUCCCGUAAAGCUAAAUUCCAGCUUGGUUUGUAUUGGUUUGUAGAGUAUGGCUACCAUUAGCAGAGCUAGCACCACCAUCCUUUUGAACUGCCUGCCAGUUUAACCAAACACAGCAAACACUGGUAUUAAACUUUCUUUUGAUUAGUAUUUCAGCCCCUGCCUUUAAUGGCUAAAGUACAUUGGUUCUUCAGUACUCUGAUUAAACAAGUCAAAGGGAAUCCAGUUUUUCUUGUUUUGUGAUCGGAAAUUUUACCAAGUUUAAUUCAGAUAUCCAACUUUGUAACAUUAUAUGACUUAAGCAUUAAAUCAGAUGAACGGGUCCCCUUUUAAUCAAACUUCUCAGGGGUCUGAUUUGUGCGAUUUCUGGUUUUAUUUUUGCUUUUUUUGGUACCAGUUACAAAUCUAUAGCUCAGUUGAUGUUUGGCACCUAACCUGCUCUUAGCAUACAAUCAGAACUUGUGAUGUAGCGGCCCAACCUGAAAGAUGGUUCUUACCUGAUGUGUUCUUGGCAGGUCACGGCAUGUGACAGAGCAACAAGGCUUGAUCGCGAUAAGGGCAGAUAUAAUAUUUCAGAGGAAGUCUAAUCUGUUUUGAGAGUACGCUCUGUUAAAAUAACCUCCUGUACACUCAAGCAAAAAGCUUUUUUGUGAGUAAUGGAGCACCGCUGAAACAUGUGUAGUUUGUUUUUUGUUGCCAGGCUACACACCCUGUGAAGAAAGUUGAACUGUGGUCAGAGUAUGACAUCAACAGCUCUGUGAACCAGGCAGGAUAAAGGGAACACUUUGUGCAGUUUAACACAUACCCAUUUGGUAUAUUUGGAAAGAUUUCCGCAUGAAAGCUGCUCCUCUUCUACCGCCGCCCUUUAGAUCUGUCCCUGCCAGCUGUUGGCUCAAAGCAGAGGGAGGGAAACCACUAAUAUUUUGGCAUUACAUAAUCAUCCCAGUGCUGGACUGUGGUGCAAAAGAAUUUCACAUGCAUCCCCAUCCCCCAGUGGAGAGUUGUCGCGGGUGAGGAUCUUGCAAAUUGUACGUCAGGGCUUGCACCUAAAAUGGGCAGCGUUUGGUAUUUUUUGGAAGUCUGACGAGGAUACAGAACAUGAAAGUAAACAGCUGUUUGACGCUGUUUAAUUCAACAGCUGCCCUCUUCAGAGAGAGAGAGAGCGAGCACUGCUUAUGAGGACAGCUGCCACACGCAGAUACACGCAGCGACAAUUUCAUAACACACAAAGAGAGGCAGCAGUCUUACUUCCUCCCUUUGUUUUUUUUUCCCCUCUUUUUGCACCGCUGCCCCCUCUGCAAAACACGCCAGCCAUGUUGGCGGCAAAGAAACACUACUCCCCGCAACUCCUUAUUGCAGCUGCAGAGAGAAAAGCAUGACGCAAUCUGACAUCCGACUGACUUUCUCUGCUUCCUUUGGUUAGUGUCUCCCAGUUCAACACAGUGGUGUGGUCUUCUGCAGGGGGGACUCUGAUGCAGAGCUCAGUGCUCUGCAGGGUGCAGCGAAAAAAAGGGGGACGGUAAAUCUAGACGAGAGUUCACAUAUCCCCCUCUCUGUGAUGAAAUGUCGCGCAGCAUUCAGCGGUGAGACAGCAAUGUCAACAGGUGGAGCAGUGUCACACAAGAAGAGCUUUGUUUAGUGUUACGCACAAGCUGUCGGGCAGGACAUGUAAUGCAACACACUUGUCGUCACCCAUCAGGCAGUUCUAGGGCUGCAUGUUUGACCUUUUAGUUGAAGUCUUCCUGCUUCUCAAAUGUGAAGAGGAUCGUUCAUUGAAGAUCUCUGAGUGUUGGACUUUUCAAUCAAAACAAUCAGUCAGAAAUGGAAAAAAAAAAGCCCCCGUAGUCUUGCACAGCCCCACCCAAAGGGCUGCAAGUGUCUGUCUGGUUUCAACACACAGCAGAGGGUCAAGUGUUCAGUCUGUCUUUGUUGGAUAUAUAUUCAGUUCGCGCAGAACUCAUAGGCUUAUGUAUACAAAGGAGGAGUGUUGGACAUCCAUUAGGGAAACACACCUUUUUCCUGACUCACUGACAAACAAACCUCAGUGGAUAACAGCAGUACUUAUCUUAUGCUCCACUUGUGCAACCCAGCCCAUCUCUCCCACCUACAAGUCUUCAUAAAAAACUGAAAAUAAAAACUCAGACAUGUGCUUUCUUUUUUACUGAGGCUCUCGCACCAAUGAUGUGUCAUACACAAAACAAAUACAGAAACCCUUUCUUAAAUAUUAACUGGUAUGACACAUACACACAAAAAAAACAAGAAAAUCAUCAGACAAAAUCCAUCACGUCCCGGCGUCUUGAGUUGGUCACAGCCAGUGUUUUUAUUGUCUGUAGAGCAGAGUCCAGACCAGAGGGAUCCACACAGUGAUGCAUCAUUGGGAAGCACUAAGUUUUGUCAUUGUGCUUGUUAUUUAUGAUACGAUAUGAUACAGCACAAUGUGAUAAGAUACGAGCUUCAUUACUCAAGAUGGGAGGUUACUACUUAGUCCAAACCCCUCUCCUUUCACAGCUUAAAAACUGGAUCAAGACAUGAUCAGUUCCUCCAUACAGGAACCAAAAGGGCAAACAGUUUUUGAGUCUGAAAUAAAUCUUUUUUUUCUUUUUCAGUUAUUAUUUAUCUAGGAUUAUUUGGUGUAGUCACUCAGUUUUACAUCUCCACAGUUUUUAGAUCUUACAUCAAUCCACGUAUUCAUCUGGAUUCACCCAUUCAUACCCAUAUUUAGUUUUUUGGUGAUAUGAGGUUGUUGAAUGAGUCACUAUUUUGCAUCAAAUGUUGCUCAAACUUCUGUUGAACAUCUCCUCUUGUUUGCCUGGGUCACACCUUUUGGAGAACAAUGUGCUUUUGUUUAUCCCUCUUAAGUGUUAUCAUUGGAAAUACAACCUUGAAUGACAUUAAAAGGAAAACCUGCUCAUAUGAAGCUGGAAAUCUCUAUUCCUCUUUCUACUUUACCUGUUUUGUAAAGGUAGAGUUUUCAUAAAGUAGAGCAUGAGGACACAUCAACUCUGAAAUAAAUUUGUCUGUGUUGUCGGGACGUCACUGGGACAUGAGUGUGAUUUCUGCCUGAGGUUUUUUUCAUGCAAAGCGCCACAUUAGCUGUCUGAGCUGACAUGAGAUCAUUUGCAUCUCUUGUUGAGCUGCUUUAGCGUUCAGCUGCCAAGGCUGGUGCUUGAUUUGAUUCUUUCUGUGUCCUCCGGCUCUUUUAAAUAAGCAAUAAUUAUAAGUGGCAUUAGAGCCAGCCAUCAGUUAAGAAGUGACUCAGUGAAGUAAUGAAGGACAUUUAUAGAGCGUCUAAAGUGACACGUAAACACAUCAUGUUGUAUUUGUCUUCGGCAGCUUUUCGACCGGGUGCGUGAGGACGACCCUGACUUCCACCAGAAGAUCAUCCCCAUCAGCAGCGAGCUGACGCAACCCGGCCUCGCCAUCAGCCCGGAGGACGUGGAGCGGCUCACCGCCUGCAUCAACAUCGUCUUCCAUUGUGCCGCCACCAUCCGCUUCGAUGAGCCGCUCAAGUAAGAAUCCUAUCAGCUCAGCCCUCCUUCCUUUACAAUGAAAAACACACCCUGUCGUUAAACGCUGUGCUGGUUUCACUUGUACUACGGUGGCUGAGAACCACCACUGAUGCAAAUAAAAAAAUGCAAAAAAAACAGCCACAACGGAAGUUAACGACAACGCAAAAAAAGUGGGGAGGCCAUGGACAGAAUUUCAACACUGUUGAUAUUUAAUCAAUCAGUAAAGUUCUUGUUAGGGCUGGGCAACAUGGGAAAAAGUUUAUCACAAUAUAUUUUUUUCAUAUCAGUCGAUAUCGAUAUAUAUCACGAUGUAAAAAUACAACUUGUCAAUCUUAAAUGUUCCCUGUUACUCUUAAAUGAAAUUUAACAGUACUUAUUGGUAACUUAUUGGUCUUUUGCAAUACAAUGAGCUACUUACUGCAUCUGUGAAGUUAACGAUGAAAAAAAAGUGGCGAUAGAAAAAAGAAAAGUUACUCACUGUUACUGGAGGAUGCCGGUGGAGUGUUAGCUUCAGUUCAGCUUCAUAUCAACUCAGGCGCCCUAUGGCCUCCCCACUUUUUCUGCAUUGUUAACUUCCGUGUGGUUUCUUUUUUUGGAUUCCUUUUUUAUUUGCAGCAGUGGCGGUUCUCGGCUACCGUACACUUGACCAAUGUUUUCAUUUUCUGCAGCCGAGUGAGCUGACUUCACCAAUUUAAAUAGGAAGUUUAAAAGUUCAUGACACAGUGUUAAAGCCAUAAAGUCACUAACCGCACAGUAGUAGUUCCUUCUUUACAACGGACACUACACUAAACACACAUGAUUUGAAUGUGAUCCACCAAGAUAAUAUUGAAUUUAGCUGUUUAAUCUCACAGAGCCUCACUGCGAUCCUAAAAAGUGAUGCUAUCCAGCUGACAUGUUCAGAUGUGAUUCAGACGUUCAGGGUUGUCACAGUUUUCUCCGUGACAUCAGCCUGUGAAAUUAUUUUAAGACUCAAACAUGUCGUCUGUCAAAACUAGCUGCAGUUUGUUCAUAACUAUGGUUUCUGUCUAUAAGACUCGAACACUCUGAUGACUCUAUAACAGUGUGGAUGUUGGACAGUGUGUCAUCACUCAUCCGCUGCAGCCGCGGGCUGCUCUGCUCUUAUUGGAUCCUGGAGCAGAGACAGUGUAUUAUAUAUAAUGGUGACCUAGUUAUUUUUCUCUCUUCUUUGGAUGAUGUGCUGGUGCGCUGCUCCAGCUGAUCAGUUUCAGUCAGGUUUUAUCAAAUAUUCAGCAUCCGUUUGCCCUAUAAGCGUUUGCUUCACUGUGUACUGGGUGCUGCUGUUAGAAAGUGGCUUGAGUUGAGUGGUUGGCACAAAUGAAGAAAAUAGCACCAGCUGUAGCCAGAAAAAGCCAAAAAAGCACCCCCCAUCCAGUGCUGGAACAGAAUUUAAACAUUUGUGUUGGUUUUUGCACCCAACAACAACAACAACAACUCCAACAGUCAGCGUGUCUGGCUUUAACCUUCGACAUUUUGACUUCACAGCGCCAAAGAAAAAAAACACAAUCAUGUAGUAGGAAGUGAAAUCGCUCAAAGUGUGGGAGCUGUUUUGCAUGCAUGCCUUUGAAACCCCUCCUGUUGUUAUGCAACCACAAGCGCAGGUUCACAUCCCCCUGGUUGAAACUAUGUUUUCCCUGAAGGAGGGCUGCAAACCCAAUAAACAGGCUUUUCACCUCCUCAUUCUCAGGAUCGCUUGACUAGAGGAUGACUUCAGUAUACAUGCUUUGGCAAAGCAAAUGUGUUUUAUCAUUAUUUUAGACAUUUAUGUCACGAGAAGAAGUCUUAAGCGGUCUGUACAAAGACAGCAUUCCAAUACUGUUGAUAUAUAAUCAAUCAAUAAAGUUCUUGUGUUGUAUUGUUUCAGACAAAUAUCAUAAAUGUGACGCUGUGAGUCAUGUGUGCUUUCAACAAGAGGGCUAACAACCUCAUUACGCAGGCAGUUUCACAACAUUCAUAUCAAAACUUUCAUUUUCAUUUUAUUUUUUUCUAAUGCAAUGACUGUAAAGGUGAAGGAUGAAGCUUAGAUCAUGCAUAAAACAAAUAUCCACUAACAUCAGAUGACUGCCAUGUAAUAAACCUGUAUAGAUGAAUCAAAUAAAAUAAAGAAAAGUAAUCAUAUAAAUAACCUUGAAAAGGUACAUACAAAAGAACAAAAUAUAUAGAAAUAAAACCAAAAAAUAGAUCAUUAAAACUCUUUCAUCAUAACAUGCUUUUGUAUAGCUUCCAAAUUCUCCACUUAAACUGAAAAAUGUUUCUGCAGCCCUUUUCUUCUGCUGUCAAAAAACUAACAUACAUGCAUGAAGUACAGAUUGAAUCCAAACAGAAACUAAACCUCCAAGAACAAGAAAAGCAGAAUGUGUGUACGUAAAUAUUCAGAAAUGCAGCUCCCCUGACCUGUAAAACAAGCACAAGGUGUCAUGCAAACUACAUGACGGUAAGGACAUACUGUAGCUUUUUCACAGACCGGUAUGUUUGCUCAGUGUUUACUGUCUCGUUUGAUUGAAUGCAUGCAGUGUGGAGGCAGAUGAGUCAUGUUUAAAGUGCUGCUGGAUGUCUCCUCAGGUUAACUGGAGGUGUGUGUUUGGAGGUGGGGACACCUGUUAGGGUUUUGAGUGACAGCUCAGUCAGGAUAAAGAUGCUUCAUGCAGCUUAAUAUUGAUCUGUUCAGCCUUCACAUCUCUCUCAGUGCUGCUGACUCGCUGUCCUCUCUGUCUCCGCUCCAUCUCUGAUUGGCCCUCACCUCCACCAUGUUCUCAUGUUCUCUCUCUCUCUUUCUCCCACCUCCUCAUCUUCGUCAGCUCUCAUCGUUGUUACUCUUGCGUAGCAGCCUGCAGCCUUGUAAGCAGAGCCGAGGCAUAAAUCAGACAACUCCUCUGUGUUUGAGGUUUGAGACUCAGCAGAGCUUUUAGCUCUGACACCUCUGCUGCGUUUAUCCCCUCCAUGGUGUUACACACACACACACUUAGAGGACCAUUCCUGUUCAAGAAAACGUGGCUGUUCUUCUGGUUUUUCAUCAUCUCUAUCUCUGAUCCUAACAGUGUUCUCAGAACACAAAAACAGGACUGAGUGGCUUUUUUUACAACCUCUGGGCUGUUCAAACUGAAAUCAGACUCGCAGUAUGGGGACUGUGCUUUUAAGGUUGCUAUUAGCAACUGUUGUAGACAAGUUCAGUGUUUCAAAAUCCCAGUAAAGACAUGAAAUAAUGACUUCUGCAGAAAAGAUAGGACAAAGAUUUUAAAGUUAGAUCUCAUUUGGAUUCAUGGUUUGGAAACUCACAUCCUGCUUCAUACUUUAAAAACUAGUUAUGCAAGAUUUGGUAGAAAUGAACUGAGUGAACUCUUCGUAAAUCAGACAAGGAUGGUUUGCACUAAAAGUGUCAAAUUUUAUGAAAAAUAUGCUGGCUAUGGAUGCACUGUUUCGCUGUCUCAUCUUUUUGAACAACACUCUGUAAACAUUUGGGAACCAAGGCAGCUGAUGUCUGGCAUUUUGAAAGUGAAAUGAUAAAAGACUUCAGCUGCUCAGAGUUGUGGGGUUUCCUUUUGAAAAAUGUUGUUUAAUUUUCCUGCCAAAUGUUUUCCAGAGGGGACAUGUCAGGGCUGCAGGCAGACCAGUUUAGCACCAGGAUUUUAAACCGCUGUAAUGUAGUUCGACAUCUUUUCUCUGUAUGAUGCAAGGUCUUCUCUGACUAGAUGGCAGCACUUAUUCUCAAAAGAGGCAGAUAUUGAUCAGCAUUGCUAUAGCAAUUCUCCAAAUGACUAAGCUGCCAAUGCUACGAGCACUUAUACAUCCCCAUACCUUCAUCACUAAAGCUGGUUUUUGAUCUGUGUGCUGAUAACAAGCCCUCUCCUCUUUAGAUUAGAGCAUUCAGUGUUCAUGAUUCUCAAAACAAAGUUCUAAUCUGCAGUUUCAGAUACAGCAGUAAACUCUGUCAACAGACCAGUGGGUUUUGAUGGUUAUUUUUUUGCCUAUGCGGUGGUUUCCACUCCAGAGUCAUAUCUGAUUUUGAUGCAAAGUCUGAAGAUCAUGGCCACCCAGUGUUGAUUUUUGGUCUUAUCCCCUUUGUACAUGGAUGUCUCCUGAGUAUUUGAAAUGUUUAUUGAUACUGUAGGUGAUGAAAUCUUUGCAUAUGUAUACUGAGGAACCUCGCUCUGAAAUCUGAUUGGAAGAUGAUGCAUCAGGUCUUUAAAAAAAGCCAGUUCAUAGAGAUAUGAACAUGCUUUACUAUGAACUAUCAGGUGCAGUUGCUACUCUAUAUUCACAAGAAAACUUUUAACAUUAAUUUAUUAGAAUGUUUAUUGUGUAAUACCAGCCGUCCUUGUCCUUGUACGGAUCUUUAGUUUAAUAUCCAAAACAUGAGAUAAAAUUAAAAUGACAAUGAGUCUGAUUCAGGAAGAGGCUCAGUGAUGGGUCCAUCUUUUGCUUCCUGUCCUGUUAAAUAAAUCUGUGCACACUGUCCCAGACGGCUACACACACCCACAGUGACAAAGUCAUACACACACCUGGUGAGCACCACCCACACAGAGCGGGAGCAGCUCCCUCUUUAUCUCUCCGUGUCUGAUCAAACUGACCCUCUGUUUCUCUCCCCCCGUGGCCCCGGGCUCAUCACGCUCUGUAAGCUGCUGCUCUCUGCGCCCGAGCCAACUCACAUCCACUGCUGGAGGCGGGUUCACACAGGGGUGGAGAGAGAAUCAGAUGGGAUGGUAUGGGUUAGUACAGCAGGUCAGAGUUGCACAAUGAUGAACAACAUUUUUUUUUUCCCUCAAUUAUUUUAUUGAAGGAGUCCCCAUCAACAACCAUGUGAAGAAAAUGUUUUGGUAACACUUUAUUUGACGCCUAUCUCUAUAAUCAUGUUAUAGCACUGUAUAACUUUAGUUUUAAACACUCAUAAAUGAUCAUAAUGCUUUAUAGCAAUAAUCACAACACAUUAUAAAGCAUUUUACCAUGAUUUACAAGGUCAGGUCUCAUAAUAUGUUAUGCUUAUUGUUAUAAAGGCUUAUGAUCAUUAAUGAAUGUUUAUAAUGAUAGUUAUACAGGUUUAUAAGCAAAUUAUAACACAUCAUAAAUAUAUGUAUAAUGCAUUAUCUAUCUAGGCAUUAUCAGUGAGUUGUUAACAGUUAUAACACAUGAUAAUGCCUGAUCUUGUCAUGAUAAAAUGCUUUAUAAUGUGUUAUGAUUAUUGCGAUAAAGCAUUACAAUCAUUUAUGGGUGUUUAUAACUAUAGUUAUACAGUGCUAUAACGUGAUUAUAACACAUUAUUCAUAUAUUUAUCAUGCGUUAUAGAGAGAGGCAUCAAAUAAAGUGUCACCAACUUUUUUUUCCUAGAAGAAUUCAUCAUGUUUUUAGUCUGGUAAGAAGAUAAAAAGUCUCUCUAGUCUCUACCAUAACUUGUUCUCACUGUUCUUUGGGAGAAUUUUCUUUUUAGUAAUUCAUGUCUUUUGGAGAUAGUUGGACUAAGAGUUCUUCAUAGAUUUGCUCAUUGAGCGGCUUGGCUGAUAUAACUGACAGGUAUGUAGCUGUCUGACAGAAGGACUAAGAAUUUCUCUGUUUCGAUGUUGACCAAAAGUGAGGAUGAGUCAUUUUUUUCACCACUGAUGAUGUGGAAAUCCAUAAGUGGCAUCUGAAAUAAGACUGAGUCAUUUUAGAUUACAUAUCAUCGGACUCAGGGAUGAUGGUCGGACAAAUUAGAUUUCUGUGGGCAUCAGUUCAGCUCUGAAAAUGUCAUUCUUACACAAAGUGAUUUAUUGGUUAUGAGAAAUGUUGAUGUACGUCUCGGCUCUAUUAGGACUCCGGAGUAUUUUUCCGUUUUUGACCAUUUCUUUCAAGAUCAUCUGAUCCGCUCUUGUUUUUCCUCAUCUCUUUAAGUAAUCCGAACUGCCAUUUGCUGAUGCAAUUUACGGGGAAAUUAGAAACACUCGGUUUAAUGCAAAGGCGGCAGAGCUGCAGAGACAGUGAACCAAACCGGUCAGAGUCAUAAAUCUAUCAUGGACAGCUUGACAGUUUGAAGAACAUACGGUUAAUUGUGCAGCCACGGAAGUGUUUGCUGAAGUGCUCAUGGCUGGAUGAGCGGUCAGAGGAGCUGAAAAUAAUGAUGAGGCCAUCACAUCCACGAGAAGAGCAGAUGUUUGCUCUUUUCUCGUUCCCUCCCUUUUUCUUCUUUCCCUGUUUGGUCUCAUGUCUGCUUCGACUUAUUAUCAUGUUGCUCAAAUUCCUGCUCGCCUGCAAAUUCCUGUUUGAAAGACGCACUCAGCAAACAACUGUUCUCACAUGCAAAUUCUCAAACAGAGAUAUGAGCAGCCUCAAAGCCCUUCUCCCUGCACACACGUUUAAUCUGAGGCACAAACACGCACACUCUGAGACUCUUCCCACACUCACACAGUUUGACUCUGUAUCUCCCUUUUCUCUCUCCUCUCCUGCAGACACGCCCUGCAGCUGAAUGUGAUCGCCACGCAGCAGCUCCUCGGCCUGGCCCAGCAGAUGCACCACCUUGAGGCCUUCAUUCACAUCUCCACCGCCUAUGCAAACUGCAACCGCAAGCACAUCGAUGAGGUCAUCUACCCGCCACCCGUCGAGCCCAAGAAACUCAUCGAGUCUCUCGAGUGAGUGGGUGAAGGACGGGUUACUGUGAACUUGAGGACAUGGGAUCAAUUUUAGCUAGUUGUGAAAAGUGACUCUUUUAAAAACUGAAUAAGUACUGCAGAAACAUACGAAGAGUUUACAAGAGCCUAACAGUCUCUAUUUUUACCCAGUCUUGUUGUUAGAGACUGUUUCCAGCUGCGUAUUAUUUCACAUUUGGAGCUCUUGUGUAGUUACAGCUGCAGCACAGUGUACAAAAGGUUGGGUCAAAAGCUUGAGUGUAUUGAUAAAACACAAUGAUCAUGUCAUGCAGUGAAACAGUUUGGAUUAUUAAUGUGUUUAUAGAAGUUUUGGACAACAUCAGUGGAAGUUAGAUGACAGGCUUUGUCACACAUGCAACUCUUUAAGAGCCACUCAGAUGAAAAUCAUGUUUUUCUUGUUGUCUACAUGUUCAUAUCCAAGCUCCACCCCUGAAGCCCCGCUAUGCCAGGCUCAGAGAAAUAGAGAGGAUGAUCGCAGAACAAGCGCGUGCGUUAGCGGAUUGCAAUGCUCGUAAGAAAGUUAAUUAUGAUAUUAACUUUCAUCAUGCCCCUAAAGACAAUGGUGACAAUAGUGAGGGCUGAAUAGCUCCAAUAUUACCUAUUUCUUCUACUACACUGGCAAUGCUAGGCUGCAAGCUAACUUGAGGACAAGUGUGCAGAGCAGCGCUGUCUCCGCCCACUCAGAGGCGAAUUGCUAAUGAGCUACUGGAGCUCUGCAGAAGAAAAGUUCUUGAAAAUGACACAGAUAAUGCGAUUUUUGCUAAAAACUUCAUUAUCACAGUUUAAAAACCACCAAGAGCACUUUAAGUAGUAAGAAUUAAACAAUCGGAGUGGGACUUUUUUUAUUGUUGGUUAAACUGAGUGUAUUAGAGAAAAUCAUUAGAAAUUUUGCAUGUUUAGAAGAAAACCUAGUUUUACCACAUGAAAAAAUCCUUCACAACACAGUGAAACCACCACGAUGAAUGAAAACAAUAGAGGAAAAUAACAGCAAUAAGUCUGAAUUCUGACUUUAUUUAUAAUAUUUAAACUUUAUUUUUAUGAAUACGUUUCAAAAUACUUGUAAAGAUUGAAAUAAAAGAAAAGAACUGGAACGGAAAGGCACAGAUGGAAAAAUAUACAUACAAAUAUAUUUAUUGUUACACAGGGAGAGAAGAAUCAUAGUAACAAUGCGUACAUUUCAAGAGGUAGGUCCAAGGUUUAGAGAUAUUUCAUUCAUUUUUGUUCCAAUUGUUCAUAGUUCGUCCUUCAUAUCAAAACAGGAUGGAAACAUCCCCACCCUUGUGCCCAACACCUAGAGAGCAUAUCAAAUAGGACAGUAGGGGGUGCUGUCCGUAAGCAUAAAAGACAAUAAUGAAAAAAAAUGAAACAGAACACAUUAUUAGUGUCAUUAGCUGCCUCUUGGAGUGAUAAAAUGACAUUUAUUCAAGAUGGGUUAUCCAUUUCCUCCAUAGCCUGGUGAAUUUGUCCAUGUACAGGUUCAAGGAAAAGGUCAGUUUUUUCAUGCCAUAUAUUUCUUUCACGAUUGCAAUCCACUCCUCUUUAGUUGGGGGCUUUUUUGAUAGCCAUCUUCCUCAAUUCUGACUUUAAAUGUCAUAUUCUGUAUUUGAAAUGAGAAUUCUGACUUAAAUCUCAGAGUAUUGAGGAAUAAAAGUUUAAUAAAAAUUAAGAUUUCUAAGUUUAAAGUCUGAAUUCUGAGAAAGAAAUUAUAGAUUAAAAAAGAUUCACCUUUGUUAUCUUUUAGUUGCAUUUACUCUCUCAAGCACUGAGGUGAUAAUUGAAGAAAAUCAUCCUGCACAGAUUUACACACAGGACCAUUCCCUCAGUACGCCAGUGCAUCAAAGAUCAUCAUGAAGUCCAACAAAAGAAGUCCCACAGGUCUUGUCAUUCAUUCUCUCUCACACUGACCUGUCUGUGCCUGUCCUCAGGUGGAUGGACGACGGCAUCGUGCGUGACAUCACACCACGUCUCAUCGGGGACCGACCCAACACGUACACCUACACCAAAGCUCUGGCCGAGUACGUGGUGCAGCAGGAGCAGGACAAGCUCAACAUCGCCAUCAUUAGACCCUCCAUAGUCGGCGCCAGCUGGCAGGAACCGUUCCCUGUGAGUUACCGGGAUGUUUCUAACAGGUUUUACUGAAAUCUUCAUGUCUGCCUGCUCGGAUUAUCCUCAUGUGGAAUCAUAACAAACAAGUUUAGAUCACUUUUUUUACUUAAUUAAACACUCUUUAUGUGUCCACCUGUGACAGUCAACCAAAGAGCUAUAAGAUAUUGAUGGAUAUAAUCCUGCAGAGGUCAGUAUCACUCCUCUGUGAAUUUAAUCUUAAUUGGCGCCGGAUUAGAGUAAAGUGGUUAAUAUCUUGGCUGGAGAGAUGCGGGAUUGCUCUGAGCCUUCAAACAGCAGCUGGGACGGGUCAGUUUGGGAUGGAGGGGAGGACAGAAAUGGGACGCAGAGAGCAGAUUUACACUGACACUCUGAAUGUCACAUCAGAGGGUGAGGAGAGCAGAGAAGUUCAUGUAGAGGCUGCUCUGACAUUUUACUACAGCCAGGAUUAAGCUGCUUUCAGCCGGGCUGCUGGUGUAAUAUUUAGGCUUCACAUAACCGUAGACUCGAAUCAUUCUGCGCUCACUGCAACAAGCAAAGGAAACAUUAUAAUAUGAGCCACUUUUGACUGUGGCUUCUUAUAUAAAAUGGAUUUUUUGUGAUGCUGGAGAGUGAGAAUUUUCAAUAGAGCUGAAUACAAAGGAGAGUUGACCCUCUUGACUGCAGGUUUUUUCACAUUCGACUGAAAAGUAAACUUUAUGCCAAACGUUCACUGUGUUUCUAACCUGACUAAAGAUCCAAAUACAAGCCUUUUUUUGCUGUUUUGUGCAUCAGUUGUUUUAAAUUUAACUUUUCACCGUGUCAUUAAAUUCAAAUGAUUUGAUGGUACUUGUUAAUUGUAGGAGUAUGACCCACAGGAGAAGCUCUUGAGCUCAGCCCCCUCGUUUAGAUACUGGCCAAAGAAUUAGCAUGAAAGCUAGUCUCACCAACCACUGCAAACUGGGUCAACUCUAUCAUAUAAUUCAACCAACGCAAGAGAGUCCAACCCAAACAUUAAUGUUGGUCUAUUAUUUAGUUAACUUGACUUUGUCUAGUGCACAACUACGACUGAGCAUUAGGGCCACAUUAAGAUUGAAAAAAAAAUUAAGACUUUGUCAUUAUUUACAAGAAUAAAGUCAAAAUAAAAUCAUUCACUUGUGAGAAUAAAGUUGUAAUAAAAUCAUUAUUUACGAUGAUAAAGUCGUAGCUAAUAGCUAUUCUAACCUGUUGUUAGUUGUUUAAAUGAGCGCUGAGGAGCAUUUAGAUGAAUUGAACUUCAGUAGCUAAAGGUUUCACAAACAAGGAGAUACUAAAUCCUUUGGCGUUUUAGCAUCACAUUGUCAUAAGUAUCAGGACAUAUGCAAGAAAUGCAUCUUUUCCGCAGAAAGAACCAGGCGGACUUGUAGGGAAUCACUGUUUAUGAGGAGGGGGAAAUGGCUGUAAAUGGCUGUGCAGAGGCUAAAUCCCUCAAUGCAGCCAUUAAUAGCAAUAGCAUACAGCUUUAGUUUAUCGUAUGAAUCUAUAUGCCAUAAGGUGUUGGUGCCUCUGCAGGUGUAGGUUGCUGCUGGUGUUGUGCCAACAUCAGAGACAGACGUGGUGCUCCUCGGAGCUCGGCUCCCUCUGAAUCGCUAAUGUUGAUCAUCAGUUGGAUUGUUUCUUGAGAAACCACAAAAGCCCUCUGACUAACCCACUGAUGCACCCACAGAUAACUCUGCAGUUGACCAGUUCCAGCCAUUUUCUCCUCCACAAAAGCAGCUUUAAGAUUUCAUUUACUUUACGACUUUAUUCUCGUAAGUAAUGAUUUUAUUACGACUUGAUUCUCGUAAGUAAUUCCGAGGUCGUAAUAUUUUUUUUCUUAAUGUGGCCCUAAUGCUCUGUUGUACGCAACUAAUCAUUAUGAUGGAAUCACCCUUUUUAGUAUGGUUGAAUUUUUGUCUAUUUUUGCCCCUUUCUUAUAUGCCACUCCUUAUUCUCUUUUGCCCAUGUCCUGCUCUUACCACUCUUCUAUCAUUUAUAGGUAAAAGCAAAAAGCUCAAAAAUAUAAUUUUAAAAUAUCUGGAGUAUUCCUUUAAGGCUCUGGAGAAAGUUAAAGAUUUUCUCAUCAAAUCUGUGUUUUCCAGAUGCACUUUUGUUUGAUACUUCUGUACCUAAUUCAUUCAGUUCUCAGACUGCCAAACGUAAACAGAUACAAGAAAUAAAUCAUGAACCGGAGAACAAUUCAGGUUCAUCAGACAAAACAAAAACACAUCUAGAUGUCCGAGGUUGAAUUUUGGUUGAUUCUGCCAUUAUCAUCUUUAUUCCGUUAAUUUUACUCCUCUGAAUGUUGGUGAACCUUCUUGUGAAUAACGGCCCGUUCCCCAGAGAUCAACAAAUAUUCUUGCAUACCAUUAGACAAACACAGGAAAGUGCUUGUUUGUGUGGCGUCAGGAAAUGUAGGCCUUGUUUGUGCGCGCCACGACUCAGUCUGACGGCGGCUCCUGGCUCCGUACUCGGCCUGGCUGCGACUCUGCAAACGGCCUCGCUCACGCUUGGCCAUGCAAUCGCUCUGGCAGCUCGUGCCAGUAGGCGCUGUGAGGCGAGAGGUUGGGUAGGGGGAGGAAUGGGACUGCCUGCUUAUAUGCUUGUGUUUAUGCCUUUAUAACAACAAUAUGCAUCCAGGCCGGCUAGAUAUGAACUUCAUAUCCUGAGAAAUCCAAUUAUGUGAUGUAAAAUAUCAAUUCACAGAUUGAUCUAUGUGUCAUUUCCCCAGACAGACUGUGCUGCUAAAACCACCUCUGGCCUGUUUGUUUCAUUCUGUCUGCACCGGAGCGUUUUAUUAUUAGACUCUGGACAAGACCUCAUUAUGGCUCUCUGCAGUCCCACACAUAGGCAGCUGCAGCAGUCUAUAACCAGUGCUUUCAUCCAUUUUUAAUGGACUCUAAUUGAAGUCGACAAUCACUGCGACCCGGCCUCUUCUGUUCUCCCACCACAGAAAGUAACACGACCCUGAGCGGCUGAGUCAGAGCUAAUAAACACACACGACCGCUUACGUGUUUGGAUCUAUAACUUAAUGUCGCAUCUGCCGCGUCUCUGUGGAUUAACUCACGGUCUGUACUCUCGCACCUCAGGGCUGGAUCGACAACUUCAAUGGGCCGAGUGGAGUCUUUAUAGCUGUAAGUCGAGAUGCUGGCCUUCAAAAUAAAAGCUCUAAAAGGAUGAGAAAAGGUUGAAGAUAUCUAACAUGGGGCUUGUUGUGUGAACAGGCCGGAAAGGGUAUCCUGCGCACAAUGAAAGCGAACAACGACGCUGUGGCUGAUCUGAUUCCUGUGGAUGUGGUCAUUAACCUCACUCUAGCUGCAGGCUGGUACACUGCUGUACAUAGGUAAGUGCAACAAGAACACAUUUACCAAACCUGGCAGCUUCAAACCUGGGUUUCUCCCCUAAAAAAAUGUUUAAACAUAUUCAAGUCUUUCAUUAAACGGUAUGACAGAUGGUCUGUGUCCUUAUUUAGCUCCAGUGGAGGGAAUACAGGGAAUUUUGUACCAAAUAGGCCUUAAAGUUGGAGGAUUUCAACCCCUGCUUUUUAUUCAUUUCAGAUAAAUUUCUAUUUAUGCCAAAGAAAAGUGGAUUUCUUCCAAACUGGCGGCCUACCAGAGGUUAUUUUAACUUUGCAAAAAAAAAACAGAAAUCCACCCACAAACAAUCAGACAGACCAAAAAAAGUAGUAUUUAUGCAAUGAGCAGCAUAAAACAAAAGGCCAGUAAGAUCACAAAGCUUUUUACUCGCUGAUAAGCACCUUACUGUUUGUUUAAAGACUGAAAAAUGAAAACCUCUUCUUUUAAAGUUGCAGAUAGGUGGCAAGGGUCUGCAACGUCCUCCACUUUAUUUGAAAAUCUGAUUGGCCAACCCAGAAUUCUGAACAGUGAUCAACUAUCUUUAUCAGCCGAGUGUUUUCUUUUUUUUUUUUUUUUAUUAAAAUGGACUUCUCAGGCUGUACUGCAAAAGGUAGCUCAUAGCUUUUUUUGUAUUUCAGUGGAGCAACAUCUACCAUUUUAAAGUACUUUAAAUUAUUACUAUGGAUACGACUUUGGUUUAUUUUUUCAAGGUCCGUUCUACUUACAAAAGCAAACAAGACCAUCAGCAACAAAUUGUUAUUUUCAUGCUCAAAACUGUUUCUGUACGGCAGUAACAGCUUUUUAUAUAUAUAUAUAUUUUUAUAUGUUUCACUUAAAAUACUCAAAGUGAGUUCUACAUUGGAGUAUUAAAGGGAGGGAGGAUGGUCUUUUUGUCCAUAAAUGUACAGGACAAAAUCAGCAACUUUAUUUAAAGCGCUGCUUUGUUCACAGGGGGCGCCAAAACCUUACAGGAGUUUAACUCUCGAUUCAGCUGAAGAUGUAAAAGGAGGAGCUGUAGAUUAACUGUGAUGAUUACAUCAAACAAAUGCUGUAACAGACAAAAUAUAAACAGGAAGAAAGAGUCACAAAACUAACUGGACAGAAGUUAGAACAAUAAAAAAGGUCCUGUUGGUGUCCAGGCAUGAGCCGGGUUUUGUAAAAAGUCACAUCAGUUUAGUUGUUUCCCUCAGAAAUGGAUCAUAUUGUCAUGCUUCAGAUAAUAAGAGGGAAGAAGCUGAGCUGUGCUUGAACAUAGACGAUAACUGAGGCAUAGACUAAUGAAGGUGGUGUUUAGGUCCUUUUUUACUAAUGUAAUGAUGCAACAUUGCCAGAUGUCAUAAGAUUGUAUCAGUGUUCAUGUCACUGACAACCUGUACUUAUUUUCAGAAGGAAAACAGACAGAGAGCAAAAUAAAAGUUAAGUAUUUCAGAGGUUAAUCCCUCAGUUUCUCAGCCUGUAUGUAUGUUCAGUAUCCUGUUAGCACUCUUGUAAAGGUCUGCAUGUGGUGUUUGCACUGGUCUUAAAUCGGGUCUGAAUGUAUCAUCAGCUUUUUUAGCACCAUAGUCUCAUAGUUUAGAUAGUACAGAGUGGUGUGCUUCAUUGGUCUCAUUAUGACUUUUGUCUCUCACCCCCUGCAGACCGAAAACAGCGCUGGUGUACAACUGCACGACCGGCGGCAUCAACCCGUUCCACUGGGGAGAAAUCGGUAAGUACACAGUUUGUUGUUUUGCUCAAAGUAAGCAGGAACCUGUAACCGCAGGUGAAUAUUUAUAGAGAGGCUUUUGUCUGCGCCUGCUGGCCUCCCACAUUGUUGUCCCGGUUUACGUUCAUCAUCACGAAUCAGUGCUCCAGCGUUAUGACAUAAUGUCCCUGUGAUGUAGUUAGGUUGUGUUGUUUGUGGAGAGCUGUUGUGGGGGAUGUGUGCCACCUGCUGGAAAGAGACAAGAGCUGAGUUUGAGUUUCUGUGGGGGUAUACAAGUUCAUUUCCCUACUACAAUAAAGAACUCGUAUAUAGAAACGAUAAAACUAAAAAUAUUGAAAGGUUUAGGCAAACAUACAGCAUAUGUCUGAAAGCAGCUUCCCGGUUGUAGCAUUUCCCUGAAUGCAUCCUUUUCCUCUUUACUUUUACCCACAACUCACAAAUAUUACAAAACAAAAGUUUCAGUAGUUUCAAUGCAACACUGAAAUAUUCCUUUUAGUAUUAGAAAAUGCAAGAGAACUAGUGUGAAUAACUUCUGUCUUUCACGUUAAGAGUAUCUCCAUGUUUACAUGAUGGAUUGUGAAAUAAUUUGGCAAAUGCUUUAGUUUCUUCUUCCCCAGAGGAUAAAUCCUACUGACUUUGGUGUCCCUGCAACUCAUCACAUAGUACAAGAAGCAAGUUGAAGUUUUUCAUGUAGCGUGUGAUACAUCUUAACAACAACUGGAUAGAUUAGCAUCAAAUUUUGUUUACAAUUCAUGGUGCCCUGAAGAUGAAUCCCACCGACUUUGGUCACCCCUGAGCCUUUCGUAUUUUAACAGUGGGUUGACUUUGAUGUAAGAAUUUAAAUUGGUUGAUUUGACAACCAUGCAGCUCAUUGUAACUGCUCGCUUAAAAGCUCAAGGCCCCCUCUGCAUCUUUUUGACUUAGCUGGUAUAUUAUAUAUAUAUAUAUAUAUAUAUAUAUAUUUGGUAGGAUGGUAGGGAAAGGUCCCGCCUCCUUCUCCCUAAUUGGCUAGAAGUGCUGGGCUACCAUAGGUUAUUCCUUAUGGCUGUGAAACGUCGUCAUCUGUCGGGUUAGGAUUAGGAGACUCAGAAUUGCGAUAUUGUUCUGCAAUGUUCUGUUCAAUGUACAGAGCCAAAAGCCCGCGCUCAACUGCAGCGUGUGAUGACGUUUCACAGCCAUAAGGAAUAACUAAUCGGAGCCCAGCUUUUCUAACUCACACUUUAGAGAGCAAUGGAUGAGAUUGUAGAGACUUUAUCCAUGUUUAAAAUAUACCCUCAAAGGAGCUAUUUUGGCCAUAGAUGCUAAAGGCUAAUAGAGAAAUUAUAAUAAAAAAUUUUGCUCAAUGAAAAAGGCACUAAGCAAAGUUUUACUGGCUAAAAGAGAGAGUCUGAGAACUUUAAGAUCUUGAAUUUAUUGACAGCUUUCACUUCACAAAAACAUAAAUACAAAAAAGAUAAGUGUUUUUUUUUUCACGUCAUGAAAGCAGUGAUAAAAGUUCACACAAAGAGUGAAAACUGUCUUUGUUUCCAUCCCGGCUGUCAUUAGAGACAGUGGGUUUAGACGGUCUGUACAUGUCAGGAUGGCAGGAGACCCUCUCCAUUCCCCUGUUUCCUCUCAUAUUAGCAACAUCCUCCCUUUCACUGACUAAAUUACUACCAGAUGGCUUCUGGCGGGAUUAGGUCUCAUCACUGAAACUCACUGUUAUGAAAGCUGAACCGUGCACUUUAAUCUCACCAGCACAAAUGAGAAAGCAGAAAUGAAGCUAAUCUGAAGCCCAAAGAAAAUAUAAUCUGAGCCUCCAGGAGGAAAUGAAGCUUAGAGGUGAUCCUACAAAUCAGUCUACGAGGGGUCGGACCACAGCCGGCUGUCACUUCAGAUCUGGUCGUCUCAGGGUCCCUGCAAACUGCCAUAUAUCUGUUUCCAUGGAAACAGACCAGUGCAAGGCCUAGUUUGUGGGCUGUGUGAUGUAAUGUCUGUAGUCACAUGGCCACUCUCUAGAUCCUGUAUGGCUGCUGCCUUUCAGAGGAGGAGGAGGAGGAGGAAGGGCCGGAUCUGCUGGCCGGCAGGGGAAGUCACUGUACGGCUUUUUCUUUUUUUCCUUUUGAUUCGCCUGAUAUUACCCCGAUGGCCAGGGCUGGAAAUCAUGCUGUGAUUAAGGCUCGACACAUUUCCUGGAAGUCCUGAUCCCUGUACAGAAAUAGUAAUCUGUUUUCACUGUUCCUGGUUUGUAGUUUGUGAUAACAUGAGCUAUUUUAGAUCGCUUUAGAGGGCUUCAUUAUUUAACAUUACAUCAGAUGAUCCACACUUCUUCAGUUUAGGGCAAAAAAAAUUUCUCAGAAAUUUUCCUGUAACAGUAAGUGACAGAGAAUAAAUCUAUACUUGUACAGAACUGAAGAAGCUUCUUGGAUAAGCCGUGAAACGUCUUCUCAACUCUACACAGUCCAGUUGCUGGAUUUUGGAGACCUGGAUGAAUGAGAAUCUACAUGGACGGAAUAAAGUUAUAUUUUAUCACCUGUUAGCUUUGAAGAACCAUGAAAAUAUAUCUCAGGGCUCGACAGUGCAACUGUUUUACUCACAUUUGCGACUAAAAAUCAAUGUGUGCAAAUCAUUUCUCUCUCUCUAAAAUAAUAGAUCAAUCUGUUUUGCUAAUCUGGGGUUCACAUGACUUUAGAUUGAUAUUAACGGCUGACCAGUCAUUGGCAGAAAAAAGAAAAGAAAAGAAAUGCAGAACAGUGCAGAAGUCGAGUAAAAGAGACAUCCACCAAAUUAAAGAAAUGAGGCACAAAGCAUCAACAAAUUGCAACAUGGUAUGGAUGAGCUAUGUAAAAGAGACAUCCACAAAAGUGAAGAAAACAUACACAAAUUGUAACACAAUGGAUGUUGAGUGACAAAAUGACAACCAAAAAGUUAAAGGGGAAAGGGCCCUUUGCAGGUGCUGCUGUUAUUUUCUGCGUCUGUUGCAUUAAAAUUCAAAAAGCCUGACUCCAACUACUUGCAACAGGGCUAAAUGUUUAAUUUUGAUUUUGUGGUCUUAUAAAAAGUGGCCAGUCAGAUCUUAAGUGGGGCAUGAGCCACCCUGUCCAUCCCUCGGAUCUGCCCCUGCAGCCCAGCUAAAUUAACCAAGCCAAUCCAGGUCAUUGCACACACCACUACAUAAACUGCAUAUUUUGCUCUUGCCUGAAUGUUAUGGAGAAAUGUAAUUUCUAGCGACUUAUGAGAGGAAAUAAAUUAUUGACUUGAGGAAAUGAUUGAAUAUAUUUGUACCAGCAAUAUAAUAUUUGAUUAUGUUGUUGGUUAGCAGAGUCUUGCAGUGCUUCAGCUCUGGGGCUGAAUUGUGGAAAAAAUGAGUUUUUGGCUCAACGUUUAAAUCCUUUCUUUGUCUUAACCUUUGACCUUAACCUUAAACAGUGAAUUACUUAUCACUUAUGAGACUUUUUACCUGUGCUUUUUUGCAGAGCACCAUGUGAUGUCAUCCUUCAAGAGAAAUCCUCUGGAGCAGGCUUUCCGCAGACCCAACGCCAACAUCACCUCCAACUACCUGAUCAACCAGUACUGGAUCCUGGUCAGCCACAAGUUCCCCGCCCUCAUCUACGACCUCUUCCUGCGUCUCUCAGGACAAAAGCCACAGUAAGAAUCACAGCGAUGUGUCAUUCAGGACAAGAACGGUCAGACUAGGUGUGUGGACACCUCUGAAUCCCUCUCUGCCUCUUUGCAGGAUGAUGCGUAUCUUCAACCGCCUGCACAAGGCCAUCAGUCUGCUGGAGUACUUCAGCAGUCAGGACUGGGAGUGGAGCUCUGAGAACCUGAACAUGUUGAUGAGCCAGUUAACUCCAGAGGACAGGAAGGUAACUUUAUCCAUACACAGGCCACACAGACUCUUAAAAAUGUUGAUGAAAAAAACAUCCAUCAUGAAGAACAGUCUGAAAAAGUUGAAAUACUUUUGAUUAAUCUUGUUUUAUCAGCUGUUGGGAACGUAUGGAUUGUAAUAAACUCAAAAAACUGGAAUUUAAAUUUGACCAAUUAUACUCAUCUCAAAUCUUAAACAAUUUUGUCUGUGGAAUCAUAAAUGUCCUCUCUUGCGCUUUCUAUCAAUAAAAGGUAUCUCUGAUUAUAUCAGUCUGCAUCAUAACCAGCUGUAGAAGUUAUUAUUAUUCUUAUAUAAAACUAGGUUGUUACUAACAUUGUGUUGUCAAGAGGCCACUGCAAUUGCAAAUAUUCCAUCUGCUCACUGGAACUGCUUCAUCUCAAUAAAACAGGAGGGUCUUCAGCUCCAUCUUGUGACUGAGACUGGAAUUUCACACUGAGGUUAACUAAGUGGCUCAUUCGUCUUUCUCCAAACCCCUCUCUCUUCUCCUUUUCAGACUUUUAACUUUGACGUGCGCCAGCUGAACUGGCCUGAGUACAUUGAGAAUUACUGCAUCGGCACCAAGAAGUACGUCCUGAAUGAAGACAUGUCUGACAUUCCUGCUGCCAGGCAGCAUCUGAGAAAGUAAGUCCACUCGUAAAAACUAAAAAUGCAGCAUAUUUGAGGCAGUCAGAUACCAGAUGGUGGGUUGUUUGAGCCAUAAAACAGUGUUUAAGGAGCAUGUGCUCAGUUAUAAUUGCUUCUUUUUUUUUUGACUGGUUUGACAAGUCCAUUACAAAUAAGGCAGAAUAUGAAUUUGACGUUUUGACCAAUAUUAUAAAAUGAAAAGUUUAUUGUCAUUUUAAUGAAAAUUUAGGCGUAGAAUGAGUCAACUUCCAUGUUAGCAAGCACUUUGUAUCGACAAUACUAAAAAAAAAUCAUAAUCACAAUACAACUGAACCUAUUAUUUUAUUUAGAGUAUUAAAUGUUACAGUGAUAACAAGUCAAAGUUAGCUUUUUAAGUGGUUUGAAAUCCAAACAACGGAAUGGUGUCUUCAACUAAAAUGCUUGUUUUUAAGUUGUCACACACUAGUAUUUAUCUUAAAGACUUCUGAUCAAUUUUUUGUUUUGUUGUGUGUUUUUUCUCUAGAUUAAGGAACAUCCGCUACACCUUCAAUACCGUGUUAGUCGUUUUCAUCUGGAGGGUGUUUAUCGCUCGCUCCCAGAUGGCCAGAAACAUCUGGUACUUUGUGGUCAGCCUCUGUUUCAAGUUCCUCUCCUACUUCCGCGCAUCCAGCACCUUAACCAACUGAGUCUUCCUCACGGCCUCUAACUAGAGACAGCAGCCCCCACCUUUAGCUGUCAGCAGGAAGCAACAUCUGAGACGCUGAGCAUCCACUAAAGACCCUCCAAAUCCAGCUUCUACUGUGGACGAGCAGGGCGCCUUUUAAAGGUCGGGGCUGUGGUUGAGAGAAGCACUCAGAGAAGGAAAAAAAGAGGUCUUCUAGCCAUGAAUAAUUUGUUUGGUUUGAAAAUCUGUCAUCAGUCCCGCACUGUUCAGUCAUCAAACCCCGUCCAUUAAAAAAGUGUUGUCAUUCAUUUUGUACCUACUGUUUUCUUCUCAAAGUGGCCAAUUAUAUAUGCAACUGUACGCCUUUUGAGUGACUUCCAUUCUCUUCUCCACAUCAUCGUUUCCAUCCUCUUGAAUCUCGGUACAUUGCCUUGCCUUGUGAUGAUUUUUUUUCAUACUUGAAAUGCGGCAGUGCUUCAGUGGAGGACGAUUUCUAUAGGAUUACUUUGGUUGUCUGUUUUUUACUGUGGGGAUAUCCAGCUCCUCUCUUUAAUACGCAGGUGAUUUGGGUAUCUGUAUGUACUGCAUUAUGUGUAUCUACUGCCUUUUUAAGAUUACACCCACAACCCAAGGGGUUGUUUACCGUCUCAAGGCCAAUCCACAGAUUACUGAGACUAGUAUUAAAGCUCAUUCAGACCACACAAGACACCUGCAUCACUACAUCUACCAAAACAUACUGAUCUGCCAUCUUUCCUGCUGUUGAGGUUGUCACAGAUGAUAAAAAUGUCUUUGUUUGUCUGAAUGCUCAUCCACUUUUUGCCUGUUUGUACAGCAGUUUGUACUGAAACUAAGUUUACUACUUUUACAUCUUUAUACUUGCAUCAAAGGCUAGUCUGAUACAUGUGGUAGACCUUGGCAGUGUAUUAUAUAUAAAUAAGAGUACAUCAAAGUCCAGUUUAUUUGUAUAGCCCAGUAUCCAUACUGUACAGUCUCGCCCAACAGAGGUCCAUAAUUUUAAAGACAACUAAGUUAAACAUAUGUUUUUAAAGAUAAUCUCCUGAUUUUUCUACAUGGUUGUUCAUAAUGAAGCUGCCACAGGAGGGGAAAUUAUAAAUUGAUAAUGAAAUUACUAAAUAAAUCACAUGGUAUUCUUAAAGGUCAAAUUUUUUAAAAAGUUAAUCCUAAUCCUAAAAAUCCAAAUUAAUACCUCCUGUAUCGGUGAUUUAUAAAGUUCUACAUACAAGAUUUUAAAAUCUGAGGGACCAAGCUGGUUGUGGGGAAAAAUAUGGGGAAUAAGUUGUUAAACAACCGGAAACUUCCAAGUUACAACUCUUUUCUUUAUCCAAACUAGGAUGGUAAAUGACCAACUGCCUGAAUAAUAAAAUAUUUAUGAGAGGAUAAGAUAUUUUUUCAUUUAUGUGGCAGGAAGUUGUUAAAGGUUUCUACGAAUACCUGAGUAGCUGAAGUAAAGUUCUUGAAAAGAUGAAGGCACUGUUGACUGAAGAUAUUAUUAGUUCUUGAGGCAGGCCUCUGGAUACUUAAAAGAUCUUAAGGUGUAUUAAGUAUUGCUGAGAUGGAAUGUACAUCUUUUAUUGAGGUAAAAUAAAAAUAAAAAUGGCCCCCAACAUAAAUAAAAGACAAUAGCUCAGAGGUUAGGAUUGGUCAAAAUGGUGUAAGGUUGAAACGUUUUCAGGUGUUUAAAUUAGACAAAAAAAAAUACUUGGGAUAAUCUGUAUGUAAGUGAAGCAAGAAGAAAUCACUACAAGUGAUGCAGUAUAUACUUGAGUGUCAUCUGCAUAUAAGCUGAAUGCUGCUGCUGUUAUAAUGUAAUAGCUUAACAGAGCUAUAUAAAAGCUUAAGAAUGGUAAAAAAGUAGUGGGCUUAGUAUGGAGCCUUGAGGGAUGCCAAACCUUACUAACUGAGAAAUGGACUACUAUUUUAAGUUAUCUGUGACCAGUAUGUUAGACCACAAAAAUGCAAGGUUUUAAACGAGGUACCUAUACCCUCCUGGUGAAAUAUCCUCCCAUCUGUUUGAAGAAUUUGUACAUAGCUGAACUACAUAUUAUUCUUAUAAACUACCAAAAAGUUGUAUUUGACUGUUGAUUUUUGCUUGGUGCGUGUCCUCACAGGAUUCCACCACAGAGCUUCCCACAGAGUCUACCAAAAGUGUUAAGUGUGAAAGGGUUAGUCUGAUUUUUACUAAAACAAACGAGGAAAACUGUGUACAGUAUUGUAUGUGUUGCAAGGCUUCACUCUUGACAGAAUACAAAUGCAUAACAGUUAUGAGCCUUUAUGGGAGGAAAAAGGGACAAAACUAAAUAAAUGUUUAUGCAAAGUCUAUGUCUGUGGUGUAUUCAUGGUUACUGUCCUCCACAUGUGCAACAGGGAUGAGGAAGUCCUGAGGCUUGUCAAAUAAAGAGGAGUGUUGUUUCUGUAGAGCUACAGGGAUACUGUAAAGAUGUCUUCGAGGUUUCUGUGUCUGUUUGUCAAAUUUUCAAAGCACUGUUGAUACAAGAGAACUCAGGCAUGAGCUUCUGAUGUUUUAUGUAAUAAAAAACAACAACACAUAAUGAUGGACCCCAUCUUAUACUUUCUGAUGUCAUCUGCAAACUGUUUGACCGCCUCCAUUCCCUGCUCUGACAACACUUCAUUCAAGUCUGCUUGGCAAAAGUGAAAUAAACAAGAAGACAAAAUGUGCGACUGUU
This is a messenger RNA of Xyrichtys novacula (pearly razorfish), 64596 nucleotides long. The record is from the annotation of a GenBank genome assembly. NCBI's taxonomy places the organism in Eukaryota, Metazoa, Chordata, Actinopteri, Labriformes, Labridae.